AUGCCUUGUGGCGCCCUUGAAAAUAUCGACGAAUGCACCGCCUACGAAAGUCCCUGCGGCUCGAACGCGGUGUGCAGGAACACCGAGCCCGGUUACACGUGUGACUGUCCUCCUGGCUACAGCGCCAACCCUAGUCCUAAAGUUGCUUGUGAUCAGACGGACGUUACGACUUUGUGCAAGUCGAACUUCGACUGCGUCAACGACGCCGAGUGCAUCGAGGGCCAGUGCUUCUGCAAGGACGGCUUCAAGGCCGUCGGCGCGAUCUGCGAAGACUUGAACGAGUGUACGACGAGCCCCUGCGGACCGGCCGCCAUCUGUACGAAUACCAAGGGCGGAUUCAGGUGCGACUGCGAGGCUGGAUUCAUCGGCACCCCGCCACACGUUCCGUGCAAAGGUAAUGAUCAUUGCGAUCGUCCAGCACCGUGCGACGAGGUGACGUGCAGCGAGCACGCCUACUGCAAGGCGGACGGCCAAGAGGCCUACUGCAUCUGCGAGGACGGCUGGACGUUCAACCCGAGCGACAUCGCGGCGGGCUGCGUCGACAUCAACGAGUGCGACCCGGUGAUCAACGGACCCUCGGGCCGCUGCGGCCGGAACGCCGUCUGCACCAACGGCCCCGGCAGCUUCGGCUGCCAGUGCAAGUCCGGCUACUCGGGCAACGCCUUCAAGCAGUGCCUCGACGUCAACGAGUGCGCCCGAGCCGACGCCUGCGGACACGGAGCGACCUGUACGAACACGGACGGCUCGUACUCUUGCUCUUGUCCAGAGGACACGGUGCCCGACCCCGACCCCUACACCAAGUGCGUCGGCAUCGUCACCUGCGACGCCGACGCCGACUGCCCCGGCAACGCCGUCUGCGACGCCCAGAAGCGCUGCCUGUGCCCCGAGCCCAACGUCGGCAACGACUGCAGACAUCCCUGCGAAGACCUGUCGUGCGGACCGAACGCCCACUGCAUGCUGCUGAACGACGUGGCGAGCUGCCUCUGCAAGGCCGGUUUCACGGGCCGUCCCGGCGCGAAGGACGGCUGCCGCGACAUCGACGAGUGCGUGAUCAACCCGUGCCCAGCGGGCGCCGUCUGCAACAACGAGGCGGGCUCGUUCUCCUGCCAGUGCCCGAGCGGCAUGAUCGGCGACCCCUACGACGCCGGCUGCGAGCAGUCUCGGCUGCCCCACGUCUGCGGACCCAACACCCCCUGUCCCCGGGGCGAGCAGUGCGUCAAAGACGAGUUCGUCGGCAGCAGCGUCUGCAUCUGCCAGCGGGGCUACACGCGCGACGCCGAGAGCGGCAAGUGCCGCGACGCCAACGAGUGCCUCGAGUCCCGCGACAGGCCCGCCUGCGGCGUCAACGCCAUCUGCAAGAACCUGCCCGGCAGCUACGAGUGCCAGUGCCCGCCGGGCUUCAACGGCAACCCCUUCUCGCUCUGCGAGGAGUGCAACAGCAUCGAGUGCCAGUGCCAGCCGCCCUACAAGAUCGUCGACGGCAAGUGCAUCCUGGCGGACUGCUCGAAGGGAGAGAAGUGCCCGCAGGGAGCCGAGUGCAUCAAGAUCGCCGGCGGCGUCAGCUACUGCGCCUGUCCCAAGGGCUACAGCACCAGGCCCGACGGGGUCUGCGAGGACGUCAACGAGUGCACGGAGGGACGACAGGUCUGCGGCUACGGCGCCGAGUGCAUCAACCAGCCGGGAUCCUACCAGUGCGUCUGUCCCCACGGCUACGGCGGGGAUCCGUACAACGGACUCUGCUCGCCGGCGCAGAAGAGAUGCACGCACGACAACGAGUGCAGAGCCAACGAGAAGUGCGUUCAACCCGGGGAGUGCAUCUGUCCACCGCCUUUCUACACCGAUCCCUACGACGGAAAUCUCUGCAAAAAUCCGUGCGACCGCUUCCCAUGCGGAAUGAACGCAAAGUGCACACCGACCGACCCGCCCAAGUGCAUGUGCCAAGCGGGCUACGAGGGCGACCCGCAACACGGCUGCACCGACGUCAACGAGUGCGCGAACAACCCGUGCGCUCGAGGCGCCUACUGCUUUAACACCAAGGGUGGCCACGUGUGCGAGUGCCCUCGCGGUAGCUCCGGCGACCCCUACGGCUCGGGCUGCGUCGGCGGAGGUGGACCCAUGGCCAAGCAGGAGUGCUCGGCGAACGACGACUGCGACAACUACCUCGCCUGCGUACAGGGCAGCUGCGUCAAUCCCUGCGACGACGUGCCCUGCGGACCCAACGCCUACUGCGAGCCCGACAAGCACGCAGCCUGGUGUCGUUGCGUGAUCGGCUUCACCGAGGCUCAGAACAAUGAAUGCGUGUCCCAAUGCGAUGGAUACGUGUGCGGCGCUGGUGCCCAGUGUAUUGUCAGCUACGACGGACCGACCUGCAAGUGUAUCGAGGGCUUCAUGGGCAACCCCUUCCCGGGUGGCCAGUGUGUGCCUGACGUCUGUUCACCCGACGUUCCUUGCGCCGAACCCAGCGUUUGCAUCGGUGGCCGCUGCAAGCGGCGCUGUGAAGGCGUCGUCUGCGGUAUCGGUGCCAUGUGCGACCCUCAGACCAACAAGUGCGUCUGCAACCCCUACUUCAUCGGAAACCCCGAUUUCCUCUGCAUGCCACCGAUCCAACCACCGAAAUGCGAGCCCGCAUGCGGCACGAACGCUCACUGCGAGUACGGUGCCACGGAGUCCAAGUGCGUCUGCAAUCCCGGCACGAGCGGUAAUCCCUACCUGGGCUGCGGCAUCCAAGAGAAGUCCGACUGCUCGGGAGCUCACUGCGGCAUCGGCGCCCAGUGCAGCGCAGGUCCCAACGCAGUCGAAUGCGUUUGCCCAGCAGGUUAUGCGGGAAACCCAUACAUUCAGUGUUACGACAUUAACGAGUGUAACGGAAACGCAUGCGGCAACAAUGCAGUGUGUAUUAACACGAUCGGCAACUACGAUUGCCGUUGCAAAGACGGUUACUUCGGCAAUCCGUUCGUGAGCUGUCAGCGCGUGGAACUCGGCGCGUGCAAAGAUCCGGACACCUGUCCCUGCAGUCAAGAGCUUCCUUGUCCUCUGGACUACAGCUGCGUGAGCGGCAAGUGCGUCGACAAGUGCACCAACGUCAAGUGCGGCCCGCGCUCCGUCUGUCAGGACGGCGCGUGCGUCUGCCCGCCCGGCUACAGCGGCAAUCCUAACGAUCUCCGCCGUGGCUGUCAGCAAAAGGGCCACUGCUCGAACGACCUCGACUGUGAGCCCCAGCAGAUUUGUUUCCAACUGGGCAAGGGCACGCGAAAGUGCCUCGACGGCUGCAGUAAACUCCAAUGCGGCCCUAAUGCCCUCUGCGUUACGCAGAACCACGUGUCAUCCUGUCUCUGCGUCGACGGUUUCUCCGGAGACCCGAGCAACCUAGUCGAGGGAUGCCAGCCCGGCAAGUCUGCGAACGACAUCUCAUGCCGCGACGACAGCGAGUGCGAACCGGGCUACUUCUGCGUCCCAGGAGCAGCUCAUGGGCUCAGGGAGUGCGUAAACCCCUGCAGCGCUGUUGCCUGCGGAGCACACCAGAAGUGCGAGGCCGAACCGAGCGGUCGCGCGGCCUGCAAGUGCCAAGACAACUACGAGUGGAACCCAGUGUCUUCCUCCUGCGAGAAACCUUCCGUACCCGACUGUAUUCACGAUGCCGACUGUCCCGCAACAGCGGCCUGUAAACCUGACGACCUCGGCGUUCUGAAGUGCGCGCCCAUCUGCGAGAGCUUUACCUGCACGGCCAACUCGCAGUGCGUGGCUAGCGACCACCAGGCGCGAUGCGAAUGUCUGCCCGGCUUCAGCGGCAAUCCGAACGACCGCUACGGCUGCCAGAGCGCGCGCAAGGACCAGUGCGUCAGCGACACCGACUGCCCCGAAACCGAGACCUGUAAGUCUACCAGCAGUGGCGCGCUGUCUUGUCAGCCAGUCUGUAACUUCCUCAACUGCGGGCCGAACGCUCUCUGUGUUGUGCGUAACCACGUGGCCAACUGCGAAUGCCCACCCGGACUUUAUGCCGGCGACCCGAACGACGCGAGCAAGGGCUGCCAGACGGUACCCUGCGUCUACAACAUCGACUGUCCGCCGACGCAGCUCUGCAACCUGCAGAAGCACACCUGCUACGAGGCUUGUGAUAAAAAUGCCUGCGGUCUCAACGCCGUCUGCAUCGCUGACGACCACAAGGCUAUCUGCCAGUGCCCACCGGGCUUCAAGCCGAAUCCCGUUGCCGACAUCGAGUGUACAGCGCUCCAUACCUGUCAGCCUAAUCCCUGCCAUCCGUCGGCUGUCUGCGUGGCCGGCGCUUCGGCCAGCCCAAUCUGCCAGUGUCCACCUAACCACGUAGGCGAUCCUUACGCGGGAGGCAAGGGCUGCCAGCUCGAGGGCCACUGCACCUCGAACAAGGACUGCCCAGUGCACUCGAUUUGCCAGGCGCGCAGGUGCGUGAAUCCCUGCGAGAACGCGUGUGGACCUAACGCCCUUUGCGAGAUCGUAAAUGGCGAGCCACUCUGCAAGUGUAUGCGUAGAUUCGUGCCCUCUACCAAGGGCCUGGAGGACGGCUGCGUCAGACAAACCAGCAAGUGCGCUAUUGAUUCUGAUUGCGAAGACAGUGUUUGCCUCGAUGGACAGUGCAGAGCUGUGUGUCGAUCGGCAUCCGAUUGCUCCGACGGAGAGAAGUGCAUAGACAAAAAAUGCGUUGUGUCUUGCAUAAGCCACAGUCAAUGUCAAAAAGAUCAAGCUUGUUCUAAUAAUAUUUGCGUACUGGGAUGUCGAAGCAGUAGAGACUGUGCUUCAUCCGAAUCCUGCAUCAACAACAAAUGUCAAGAUCCCUGUAAAAAGGAAAACGUAUGCGGUCCGAAUGCAGUUUGCAAUUGCAUUGACCACUCCACGACUUGCAGUUGCCCGUUGGGCUUCCAGGGUAAUCCAACAGCUCAGCAAGGCUGUGUCAGAGUACCCAGUUCUUGUAAAACUUCUCUGGACUGUCCGAACCAACAUUCUUGUAUUUCCGGACAGUGCCAGUGCCAGUGUAAAGAACAGAGCAAUUGUGCCCAGGGCGAGCGCUGUAACAACGGGUUCUGCUACAAGAUCUGCUAUGGUGACAGCAAUUGCUUACCUGGUGAACUUUGUAUCGACGGAAACUGCGAAACUGGCUGUACCUCUGAUGCUGGCUGCAAUGCCGAUGAAGUCUGCAUUAACAACAAGUGCAGGUGUGCACAAGGCUUCAUCGCUGGCCCCGAGAAGUGCCUAGAUAUCGACGAAUGCGAAGAUCAACCGUGUCAUCCAUCUGCGAAGUGCAUAAACAUUCGCGGAAGCUACCGAUGCGUCUGUCCACAAGGCACUGCCGGUGAUCCGGUUGGCGCUGGAUGCUCUACGCCUAGCCAGUGUAACGUUGAUUACGACUGUCCUGAAACUCAAGCAUGUAUCAAGCACAGUUGCACGGAUCCUUGCUCUUUCGCCGAUUGCGGAGCGAAUGCCAUUUGCUCAGUUAUAGAUCACGCCGCCGCAUGCCAGUGUCAACCUGGUUAUAUCGGUGAUGCAUCUGGCUGCUUCAAAGUUGAAUGUCAAUCGAACAAUGACUGCCCUGGAGAUAAAUAUUGCAACAUCGAUACCAACAAGUGUGCAAGUCCUUGCAAUCAAAUAAAUUGUGGAUACGGAAACUGUAUUGCAACGAAUCACGAAGCUGUGUGUAAAUGUUACGAAGGAUACAAUCUUCUUGGAGACACGUGCGUUGACAUCAAUGAAUGUCUACAGAAACCUUGCCACACAACAGCUAUCUGUCAAAACAACGAAGGCUCGUACACGUGUACUUGCCCACGUGGCUUGGUUGGCGAUCCAUUUAAACUGGGUUGCAAACAGCCCGGUGACUGCUUUACUGACUCUGAUUGCCCUAACACCGCGUCCUGCUUAGACAAUACUUGCCGCGACCCAUGCUCAAUUGCGGGCACGUGUGGUCGCAACGCUGAGUGUCAAAUGCGCGACCAUGUUCCGAUCUGCAAAUGUCCUGGACAGACCUCCGGAGAUCCACUCGUCGAGUGUAUCCAGUACGAGUGCAACCACCACAGCGAGUGCGAGCCCUCGAGCGCUUGCUACGAUCAUAAGUGCGUCGACCCAUGCUCCGUUCCAAACGCUUGCGGAAUCGGAGCCGACUGCUCGCCACUCAAUCAUAGCUACGUAUGCACCUGCCAACCUGGUGGUACCGGAGACCCGAAUCUCGGAUGUACACCCGUUCAGUAUUGCAAAGCAGAUCAUCAAUGUCCAACUGGAUCGUCUUGCAACGGUGGUAUUUGUACGGCGUUAUGUACAAGUACCAGAGACUGUAUCGGAGACCAACUGUGUAUCAAGGGCUUGUGUCAACCGACUUGCAGACACAACUCGAGCUGCCCCGAAUUCCAGUAUUGCUUGAACAACAUUUGCGUACAAGAGCUGCGCUGUCUUUCAGAUAACGACUGUGACAUCGAUGAGAAAUGCAUCAACAACAACGUAGGCCAAGCACAGUGCCAGAAGGCGUGCGACUCCAUUCUGUGUGGAAGAAACGCCGAAUGUAGAGCAGAUAAUCACGUUGCACACUGCUCUUGUAAGAAAGGAUUCUUCGGCGAUGCCAACAAUGACAAAAUCGGUUGCCAACCUAUCGAAUGUACGUCCCACGAUGACUGUUCCGAGGAAAAGAUCUGCGAUCAUCACAUAUGUAGAAUUGCUUGUCUCGCACACAAUCCUUGCGGACACAAUGCCAUUUGCUCGACCAAACAUCACGCACAAGUGUGCAGUUGUCAACCAGGCUACACGGGAGAAGCCACGAUCGGCUGUCAGAUGAUCGAUCAUUGCGCUGAAUCGCCUUGCGCUCCAGGAGCUACAUGCGAAAAUCACCGUGGUAGCUAUAAAUGUAACUGUCAACCGGGAACAGUUGGAGAUCCUUACAACAGUGGUUGUCAAACUCCCGGAGAGUGCUCGAUCGACGAAGACUGUCCAACUUCUGCCAAAUGCGUUAACGUCAACAACCUACCAAAAUGUUUCGAUGUCUGCGCUAACUUGCAAUGCGGACCGAACUCUGAUUGCGUCGCUGACAAUCACGUUGGACAUUGCCAGUGCAGAUCAGAUUACGAUGGCGAUGCUAACGACUUGAUCGUUGGUUGCAGACCGAAACCAAAACAUUGUACCUCAUCCGCUGAAUGCGUUGGAAACUGCUACGAAAGUAUCUGCAGACCUCCAUGUACAUCCGACGAUGAAUGCAACUUAUCAGACGUUUGCUCGAAUGGAGAAUGCUUAGAUCCAUGCAAAAUGAGAGCUGCUUGUGGAAUCAACGCUUAUUGCCAAGUCAGAAAUCACAUGAAACACUGCAGUUGCCCGCCUAACUUUACCGGAAACUCUGAGGUCGAAUGCGUUAGAUUGCCAGUCUCCUGCAGCAGCACAAACGAUUGCAACGAGGGCAACACUUGCCGUCACAACGUUUGCCUACCAACUUGCGUCAGCGACACCGAGUGUGCCUUCAACGAGAAAUGCAUGCGCGGCAACUGCCUGCUGACCUGCAAAGUCAACAACGAUUGCUUCCUCGGCGACAUCUGCCUCGAGAAUAUCUGCACAGCCGGCUGUGGUGGCGACGAAGACUGCAAUGCCAACGAGGCUUGCGUCUCGAAUAAAUGCGUCAAUCCUUGCGAAGUCACUCCUUGUGGACCAAACGCCAAGUGCUCGGUCACGAAUCAACGAGCUACUUGCUCCUGCACACUCGGAUUCAUACCCAACCCAACUGCGAAGGUCGCCUGCUUAAGAGCACCAGGACCAAGCUGCCUGGCCAACAGAGAUUGUUCUCCUGGUAACGCUUGCAUCAGCGGAAUCUGCAGACCGGUCUGCUCUUCGAACUCCAACUGUCUGAGCAACGAACGCUGCGAUUCUGCCGGAGUGUGCAAGGCUCUAUGUAGGCAAGACGAGGACUGCCGAAGCGGUGAAAUUUGCGAGGGGCUAGUCUGCUCGAGCGGAUGCCGAUCUGACAUCGAGUGUCAAGACAACUUCGGCUGCUCCAACAACCAGUGCACGGACUUAUGCUCGCUUCCGAAUGCCUGUGGAACGAACGCUCUAUGUUCCGUCAGCAAUCACGUCAAGCAGUGCAGUUGUCCAGUGCCGCUGAUCGGCGACCCAGCGUACGGAUGCAGGCAGUCGUUCCUGCCCUGCUCCACUGACUCCGAAUGCAUACCCGGACAAUCGUGCUACGGCAGAUCUUGUUACACAACGUGUCGUAGCGACGCCAACUGCCUGAAUGACGAGCGGUGCGACGGCGGUCUGUGCAAAGCCAUCUGCAACAGCGACGCCGAGUGCUCCUCGAAUCAAAUCUGCCAGAACCGAAUGUGCGACAUCGGAUGUCGCAGCGAUAACUCUUGCCCUAACGACGAAUCUUGUAUCGGCAACAAAUGCAAAAAUCCAUGCGAAGGUGGCAGAACUUGCGGUGAAUGUGCAGGCUGCCGAGUCAUCAACCACGCGGCUCAGUGCAGUUGCCCUCCGAAUUACUACGGCAAUGCUCUUAUAAGCUGCACAAAGACAAUGAUUCCGUGCGAUGGAGGCUGCGAGUGCGAUGAGACUGGCUUUUGCGUUAACAGCUGCCAAGCGCAAGAACAUUGCUCUUGCGGAGAACAAUGCCACGAAGGAAAGUGUCGUAUCAAGUGUGACAUCAACAACGAAUGUCCUAAGGGUUACACUUGCGAUGGUGGAUUGUGCCUGGUCGGUUGCCGAAGUCACUCCGACUGCCCUGCCAUUCUGUCCUGCACAAACGGACAGUGCACUGACCCUUGCCUAUCUGGCCAAUCCCCUUGCGGUAUCAAUGCUCUGUGCAGAAUAUCAAAUCAUCGGGCAGUAUGUCUGUGCCCCGACGGUUUCCAGGGCGAACCCAGCAAAGAGUGCUACCAACUCGAGUGUCAUCACGACGAUGACUGCGAGUCCAAUAAACAUUGUAGCGAAUCCGGAGUUUGUACUAACCCCUGUCUGCAGCAUGGCGUGUGCGGCUUCAAUGCUCAAUGCCGUGUUGUCAACCGUAAAGCUCAAUGCUCUUGCCCGCCUGGACAUUUCGGCAAUCCCAAGGUCAACUGCAAGAAAGGUAAACCAGAAAGAGCCGCACCAGAUUGUCGAACAGUCGGCUGCGGUAAGAACGCAGAGUGCAUACGCGACGGCACGUUAUUCGUGUGCAGAUGUCCUCCGGGUACGACCGGAUCACCGGACGUCGAGUGCACGACAGAUGUGAAAUGUACGUCCGACGAGGCGUGUCCAGCACAACUGGCUUGCAUAAACCAACAAUGUCUGAACCCUUGCACGAUCGGCAGCCCUUGUGAAUACUCCGACGAAUGCAUUGUCGAGCAUCAUCGAGCCGUGUGCUUCAAAGUGACCGAACGCAACAGCACAGGCUGUCCCUACUGUCCCAGCGGAACCGAGUGCGACCCGAUCCAGAAGACCUGCGUCAAAGUGGGUUGCACAAGCGACUGGGACUGCCCGCUGAGCCAGGUCUGCGUCGACCGCAGCUGCCAGGAGCCCUGCAAACUGAAAAACCCCUGCACAGCUCACGCUGUUUGCAUCAACACCAACCACGGAACUGACUGCAGCUGCGAGGACGGCUACCAUGGAAAUGGAUUCUCCGCUUGUUCUCCAGUUGAAUCACCAAAGAAUGUGUGCCAAUAUAACGAAGACUGCCCACCGAACAAGUUGUGCGACCGUCUGAACAGACGUUGCAUUCACGUCUGCUCCGAAGACAGCUGCGGUGACAACGCCGAGUGCUACGUUGAAAACCAUCAAGCCCGCUGCAGGUGUCCAGAAGGAUACGAAGGCAGACCACAGAUUGCCUGCUACGAAGUUUCUCACAGCCCGUGCACGCCGAGCCCUUGCGGUCUGAACGCUCUCUGCGAGGUCGACAAUGGAAGCCCAAUCUGCUUCUGUCCCAAGGGAUUGACCGGAAAUCCGUUUGAACAAUGCAUCCCCGAAGGUGACCAGUGCCAACACAAUCCGUGCGGUUUCAACUCUGGCUGCCGAGUGGUCGACGGUCAGGUGACCUGCUUCUGCUUGCCAGGUUACGAGGGUCAACCACCACAUACACCCUGUGAACUCAAGAACAGUCCGUGCGACCCGUCGCCCUGUGGACCCAAUACUCAUUGUACUGUCUUGGACAACGGGUUCUCCAAGUGUACGUGUCAACCCGGAUACGUCGAGAGUCCCAACACGAUCAGAGGAUGCAUUCCUCAGACCAACCCCUGCGAACCGAAUGUCUGUGGAGAAAACGCCGUUUGCGACUCCUACAGAACACCGCCCUGCUACUGUCCUGCUGGAACAGCUGGUAAUCCUUACAAGAGCUGUAAUGCUGUGGGAGUGGGACUAUGUCAACCUGGACCAUGCGGCGUGAAUGCCGACUGCUACGUUUCCGAUAACCAAGAGCAUUGCUACUGCAAGUACGGAUAUUACGGAGAUGCUUACCAAGGUUGUCACGAGCCACCAAGAUCGCCUUGCAGUCCAAAUCCGUGCGGCCACAAUGCCGAGUGCAAGAUCACUCCUGAUAAUCAAGCUCUUUGCGAAUGCCACCCAGGCACCUCAGGCGACCCAUCCAGUCCGAACGGAUGCGAUAGGCCGGAGUGUCUGCAUGACGAUGAAUGCUCUUCUAAUCAGGCCUGCAUGGCGUACAGAUGCCAGGACGCCUGUGUCGGCGCUUGCGGUAUCAACGCCGACUGUCACGUCGAGGAACAUCGACCGCUCUGUAGCUGUCCUGAAGGUCUCGAGGGUAAUCCGCUCUACAGGUGCUCUGAGCCCUAUGGACCACCACCGGAUAGCUCGAAGAAUCCAUGUGUACCUAGUCCAUGUGGACAUAAUACCCUCUGCCAGGUCAUCGGUAGCCGAGCCGUCUGCUCGUGUCUGCCGGACUUCCAGGGCGAUCCACAGACCGGCUGCAGACAGGAAUGCUCUACCAAUUCCGAUUGCCCGAGCGACAUGGCUUGCUUGGACUACAAGUGCAUCAACCCCUGUUCACUCGGCACUGUUUGUGGUGUUAACGCACACUGCAAAUGCGCUUAUCACACGCCAACUUGCGAAUGUAACGACAACUACUUUGGAAAUCCUUUUAUCAGAUGUACACCGAAACCGCAUAUCACUACCGAUGGCCGAAAUGUCACAAGACCGUGCAAACCAUCACCUUGCGGAGAUUACAAUAGCUGCACAGAUUUCACCGGAACCGUUGCUAUGUGUGGAACCUGCAACUAUCCAGACAACCUGCACAAUCCUUUCUGCAGACCAGAGUGUCUUUGCAAUGCUGACUGUCCAUUCGAUCGCGCUUGCAUCGGCUGGAAAUGCGCCGAUCCUUGCCUUGGUUCGUGCGGCGAAAACGCUCAUUGCCGAGUAGUUCAUCACACUCCAGUAUGCAGCUGCCCACUGGGACUCAACGGAGAUCCCUACAGAGGCUGCUACCAAGCUGCGGAUGAACCUGAUCCAUGCAGUCUGGCUCAGUGUGGCGCUAAUGCAAGAUGCAUCGAACAGAAUGGCGUUACCACCUGCCAGUGCGCACCGGAAUACUACGGAAACCCCUAUGUUGCCUGCCAUUUGGAGUGUCUUCAAAACUCCGACUGUGGUUUGAACCUAGCUUGCUCUAACCACAAGUGUGUCAACCCAUGCGAGGGCGCUUGCGGCAAAGACGCGUCUUGCGAUGUUAUCAACCACUCGCCGGUGUGCUACUGUGACGCUGAUUCCACAGGAAAUCCAUUCCAGUACUGCACGCGAUUCCCAUAUGGACCACCAGCUCCCAAGCCAAGCACUUGCGACCCAUCUCCGUGCGGUGCUAACAGUAGGUGCACGCUCUCAGAUCAGGGCUACGCAACCUGCUCUUGUCUGCCAGGUUUCAGAGGCAUUCCGCCGCUCUGCAGUCCCGAGUGCGUGGUUAGCUCCGACUGUCUUCAGAUUCAGACUUGCGUCAACAUGAAGUGCGUAAACCCUUGCAAUUCGGUUUGCGGACAUGGAGCUCUCUGCUCUGUGAUCAAUCACAAUCCCAUAUGCACUUGUCCACCUGGCCAGCUGGGUGAUCCAUUCUUCAAGUGUUACACUGACGACGGAAGGGAAGAACCCGAGGCUCCAUCGUCGUGCAGUCCCAGCCCGUGUGGACCGCACUCGGUCUGUCAAGUCAAGAUGGGUCGACCGGUCUGUUCGUGCCAGAGCAACUUCAUUGGUGUGCCGCCUAACUGCAGGCCUGAAUGCCUUAUAAGCCAGGAAUGUCCAACUGACAUGGCCUGCGUCUCUUUCAAGUGCGUUCACCCAUGCCCGAGCAGUUGUGGAUCCAACUCCGAGUGUACGAUCAUCAACCAUACUCCUUACUGCUCUUGCAAGCCUGGUUUCGAAGGUGACGCUUUCGUUGGCUGUACACCAAAGCCAGCGCCGCCAGCUAUACCCGUCAACCCGUGCGACACCCUCAACUGUGGAAAUAAUGCCUUCUGCACCGUCCACGAUGGAGUGCCAAGGUGCAACUGUAUUCCACCGUACAUUGGUAAUCCCUACAGCGGUUGCAGACCCGAGUGCAUGAUGAACUCUGACUGUGUCAGCAAUCUGGCCUGUAUCAAUCAGCAUUGCCGCGAUCCUUGUCAAGGUGUCUGUGGCGUUAACGCCAUUUGCGAGGUCAUCAACCACGUCCCCAGCUGCUCUUGCCAACCUGGCUUCACUGGCGAACCCUUCCAGUCCUGUACUCCAGAGAGACAAAAUGAAGGAAAUCUUCCUGAGCCAUGCUCUCCGAGUCCCUGCGGACCGUACAGCAUCUGCCGUGUCCAGAGCGAUCGUGCUGUCUGCUCCUGCAGCCCUGGUUACCAAGGAUCUCCUCCAAGCUGUCGACCAGAGUGUCUCGUUAGCUCGGAGUGUUCUCCACAUCUGUCUUGUAUCCAACAGAAGUGUAGCGACCCGUGCCGUGACGCGUGCGGUCUGAACGCUCAUUGUAUUGUCAGCAACCACAACCCGAUUUGUAGUUGUCCUAAAGGAUUCACUGGAGAUCCGUUCUUGCAGUGCGUUAGAGAAAUUAUAACGAAACCUGAACCAUGCGUACCAUCCCCAUGUGGACCGAACUCCGUGUGUCGAGUCCAAGACGACAGGGCCGUUUGUAGUUGUAACCGCGGCAUGAUUGGUGCUCCGCCCAACUGCAGACCAGAAUGCUUGAUCGACCAAGACUGUCCAAGUUAUUUAGCUUGUGGCCAAAACAACAAGUGCGCUGAUCCAUGCGUUGGAUCUUGUGGAGUAAACGCUAAAUGCUCCGUUCAUAAUCAUCGUGUUGAAUGCCAAUGCUACGAAGGCUAUGAAGGAGAUCCGUUCUCUGGCUGCAUCGCUAGAGCUCCUGUGACCGAAAUGCCAUACAUGCCUUGCAACCCGUCGCCUUGUGGUGUUAACGCCAUUUGUACCGAACGUAAUGGCGCUGGUUCUUGUACCUGUCCGAGCGAUUACGUUGGCGACCCAUACGUCAGCUGUAGACCCGAAUGCGUGCAAAACACGGACUGUCCACACUCUAAGGCUUGCAUCAACAACAAAUGCAAGAACCCAUGUACGGGUGCUUGUGGACUUAACGCUGAGUGUCAAGUAUUCAAUCAUCAAGCGACUUGCAGCUGUUUGACAGGCUAUACCGGAGAUCCACUCAAUGCUUGUCACAUUCCUGCACCAACACCUCCUGAACCUGAGGCGAAUCCUUGCAAUCCUUCGCCAUGCGGACCAUACAGUAACUGCCGCGAAGUUGGUGGACACGCGGCUUGUACUUGUCAACAGAACUAUAUUGGAACCCCGCCCAGUUGCAGACCAGAAUGUGUGGUCAGCGCCGAUUGCCCGCAGAACAGGGCUUGCAUCAAUCAACGCUGUGGAGACCCUUGCGUGCAGACUUGCGGUGCUGGUGCCAACUGUCAAGUGAUCAAUCACAACCCUGUCUGCACCUGUCCUAACGGCUACACUGGAAAUCCACUAUUCAACUGUAUUCUUUUCGAAGGAAAGAAUCCACCGCCAUACUUACCUCCUGCGGACGAAAAUCCAUGUGCCACAGCAAUCUGCGGACCUAACUCGCAAUGCCGAGCGGUUGACGGAGUUCCAGCAUGCUCGUGUUUGCCUAACUUCGUUGGCAGAGCACCAAAUUGCAGACCAGAGUGUCUCAUUAACGAAGAAUGUCCAGGAAACCUCGCCUGCCAGAACGAGCGCUGUAUCGAUCCUUGCCCAGGUUCUUGUGGGGUCAACACUAUGUGCAACGUGGUCAAACACAACCCCGUCUGCAUAUGCGACGAAGGCUACACUGGUGAUCCAUUCCGCGAGUGCACACCGAUCUACACAACACUGACUACGACUGAGCGCCCGACUCCUUGCAACCCGUCUCCGUGCGGUGCAAACGCUGUCUGCAAUGAGCGAAAUGGAGUUGGUUCCUGUACUUGCAUUCCCGAGUACUUUGGCGAUCCAUACACAGGCUGCAGACCCGAGUGUGUCACUAAUUCCGACUGUGAUCGCACCUUGGCAUGUCUCAACAAUAAAUGCAUCAACCCAUGUCAAAAUACUUGCGGCUCGAAUGCCAGCUGCCGUGUAAUCAACCACGCGCCGUCCUGCGCCUGUCUACCAGAGUACACCGGCGAUCCUAUAACAGGCUGCGUUCCCAAGGGCAGAGUCACCGAAAGGCCAAUCAUCGAUGCCUGUGAUCCCUCACCCUGUGGUCCCAAUAGCAACUGUAGAACUCUCAACGACCAUGCUGUGUGCUCUUGCCAGACCGGCUUCGUUGGCACGCCACCAACCUGCCGACCCGAGUGCACUGGUAGCUCUGAGUGUCCUCAAAACAAGGCUUGCAUAGACAACAAAUGUGCAGACCCGUGUCCCGGAACUUGCGGCCAAAAUACCAAGUGCAUGGUCCUAAAUCACAAUCCGAUAUGCAGCUGCGCCAACGGCUACAGCGGAGAUCCCUUCCGAAUCUGUUCGAAGAUUGAAGUGACGACACCUGCACCCAGAGGCAACCCCUGUGUACCAAAUCCAUGUGGACCAAACUCACAGUGCCGAGAAAUCAACUUGCAGCCAGCCUGCUCGUGCUUGGCCAACUUCAUGGGUAGACCACCAAACUGCCGACCCGAGUGCACGCAAAACUCCGAGUGCCCAAGUACUGCAGCCUGCAUCAACCAGCGUUGCAAGAACCCAUGUCCUGGAGCUUGUGGCGAUUUCGCCCGUUGUUCGGUCCUCAAUCAUCAGCCGAUCUGCACCUGUCCCGACGGUUAUGUAGGCGACCCAAGCAUUCAGUGCACGUUGCCUCUGAUCACGACAACCGAAGAACCUCCACCAAACCCAUGUGUGCCCAAUCCAUGCGGACCUAAUGCUCAGUGCCGUGAGAGGAAUGGUGCUGGUGCCUGCGCUUGUCAACCAGACUUCUUUGGAGAUCCCUACGACAAUCAACAAGGGUGUCGUCGCGAGUGCGAGACUAACAACGACUGUCUCUCGCAUCUGGCUUGUACCGGCUUCAAGUGCGUCGACCCUUGUGCGGGAUCUUGUGGAGUCCUUGCCAUCUGCUCUGUACAGAACCACAUUCCUACUUGUACUUGCCCCAGCGGUUUCACAGGCGAUCCGUAUUACGCCUGCGAAGAGGGAAGAACACCUGCGCCACCGACCGAUCCAUGCUCGCCAUCACCCUGUGGACCGAACAGCAAGUGUAGAUCGACUAACGGUCAGCCCGUCUGCACAUGCCUGCCUAACUACAUUGGCGAACCUCCACAGUGCCGACCGGAAUGUCGCGUCAGUGCGGAAUGCGCUCCUAGUCUCGCCUGCAUAAACAACAAAUGUGCCGACCCAUGCCCCAACACCUGCGGCUUGAGGGCUCAAUGCACAGUCAAGAACCACAGCCCUAUCUGUACCUGUCCACCAGGAUUCACCGGCAAUCCGUUCUCACAGUGCUUGGACAUGCCAAGAGACGAGAUUGCAACGGAACGACCUCCGUCCUGCAACCCAUCGCCUUGCGGACCAAACUCGCUCUGCCAACUUAUAUCCGGUACUCCAGCUUGUUCCUGCCUGCCAAACUACAUCGGUAUUCCACCCGACUGUCGACCAGAAUGUGUUCUAAACUCCGAGUGCAAGAGCGAGCAGGCUUGCCUGCAGAACAAGUGCCAGGACCCGUGCAACGGAUCGUGUGGACUUUACGCUCAGUGCCACGUUCUCAAUCAUAUUCCAGUUUGCACGUGUAUCGAAGGAUUCACGGGAGAUCCGUUCUCACAGUGCUCGCCGGUACCAAGCAGCCCACCAACACCACCAAACCCAUGCAACCCAUCUCCUUGCGGACCCAAUGCUGUCUGUAACAAUGGAGAUUGCGAGUGUCUUCCUGAAUACGUGGGAAAUCCGUUCGAGGCCUGUCGACCCGAGUGUAUACUGAGCUCCGAAUGUCCACGAGACAAGAUGUGCAUCAGAAACAAGUGCAGGAACCCUUGCCCGGGUACUUGUGGCCAGAAUGCCCAGUGCGAUAUGAUCAAUCACAUCCCAGUCUGCUCUUGCCCGCCUGACUACAUGGGCGAUCCAUUCAUAGCCUGUCGCUUGAAACCUACUGGCCCACCUCCGAGUGCCGACCCGUGUAAUCCAUCGCCUUGCGGACCGAACAGCGUCUGCAAGAAUACCGAUGGACGUGCUGCCUGUUCCUGCAUCCCCAGCUACAUCGGCACGCCGCCGUCCUGCAGACCCGAGUGUGUCGUUAGCUCGGAGUGCUCGGCCACCAGGUCUUGCGUCAACUACAAGUGCACCGAUCCUUGUCUCGGUUCCUGUGGUCUGAACGCGCGUUGCGAAGUCAUCAACCACUCGCCCAUUUGCAGUUGUUUGCCAGGUCAAACCGGUGAUCCUUUCAAGAGUUGCUUUGAAAUCCCAGCAACAUCAAGACCAGCGAUACCCAAUGCUCCAUGUUCACCGUCACCUUGUGGACCAAAAUCCAUCUGCAAAGCUGUUGGCGACGAAGCAUCCUGCUCCUGUCUGGAGAACUACGUCGGUCAGCCGCCGAACUGCAGACCUGAAUGUCUUAUCAACCCUGACUGCCACUCCAGCAGGGCCUGCAUCAAUGAAAAAUGCCAAGAUCCGUGUGUCGGUUCUUGCGGAGAGAACGCCGAAUGCUCUGUCAUUAAUCAUGCGGCUAUCUGCACAUGUUCUCGAGGAUACACCGGCAAUCCUUUCGUCCAGUGCUUGCCCUUCGUCGAGUCGGUACCCAACCCUUGCGAACCAUCCCCAUGUGGUUCUAAUGCUGUAUGCCAGCGCAAGGAUAAUGCUGGUUCUUGUACCUGCAUUGACGACUAUCACGGCAAUCCUUAUGAAGGAUGCCAGCCCGAAUGUACUCACAGCUCCGACUGCCAAACCAACAAAGCUUGUCUCAGGAACAAGUGUGUCGAUCCUUGCCCAGGCAUUUGCGGUACCAACGCACAGUGCUCGGUGAUCAACCACAUUCCUACCUGCACGUGCCAACCAGGAUUCGUCGGCGAUCCGUUCAGUGGAUGCUCUUUUGAAGCAGUUACUGCUCCCACUCCACGCGUUGACCCGUGCAGUCCAUCGCCUUGUGGACCUAACAGCAUCUGCCGUCAAAUCAAUGACCAAGCCGUCUGCACGUGUCAAGACAAAUUCUUAGGCUCGCCACCAAAUUGCAAACCCGAGUGCUUAGUCAACUCGGAGUGUCCUCAGAACAGAGCAUGCUAUAAGAACAAAUGCAACGAUCCCUGUCCUGGAACCUGUGGAAUCGGCGCGCAGUGCCGAGUUAUCAAUCAUAAUCCACUCUGCAGCUGUCCACCUGGAACAACUGGUGAUCCAUUCUCCAGAUGCGAAGAGCAUGCAAUAACACCACCACCAACUCCAACACAAGAUCCAUGCACUCCGAACCCAUGUGGACUCUACUCAGAGUGCCGAAAGAUUGGUAACCAGGCAGCUUGCAGUUGCAAGACCAAUUACAUCGGUGCCCCGCCAAACUGCAGGCCAGAGUGUGUCGUCAACACAGACUGCGGUUCCAAUCAGGCUUGUAUCUUUGAGAAGUGCAGAGAUCCGUGCAUCGGUUCGUGUGGAACGAACGCUGACUGUCACGUACAGAAUCAUAUUCCGACUUGUCUAUGCCAGCCAGACUACACUGGCGAUCCGUUUACUCUAUGCUCACCAGCUGAAGUUAUGCCACCUCCCGGUAAAAAUGACGACGAGUGCCAGUGUGGUAAUAAUGCCCAAUGUGAAAACGGAAUCUGCAAGUGCUUGCCAAAUUACGUUGGAAAUCCGUACACGUCUUGUCGACCAGAAUGUACCACAAAUUCUGAAUGCUCGCGUACAAAAUCGUGUAUCAAUCAACGUUGCAAAGAUCCUUGCAUCGGCACGUGUGGCAACAAUGCCAGGUGCAAUGUAGUCAAUCACUUGCCGAUGUGCAGCUGCCCGCCUGACAUGACUGGCAACCCAUUCUCGCAAUGCAAACCAUUCAGCAAAGUUCCAGCAACUCAGCCUUGCUCACCAUCUCCAUGUGGACCGAACAGUAUUUGUAAGGUUAUCGAAAAUCACGCAGUCUGCUCUUGUCAGCCAUCAUUCAGUGGUAGUCCACCAGCCUGCAGACCUGAAUGUGUGGUUACGUCAGAAUGUCCUCUGGACCAAGCUUGUCUAAACAGCAAGUGUCGAGAUCCUUGCCCAGGAUCUUGCGGUCAGAAUGCCAAAUGUCAAGUGAUAAGUCAUAACCCGAUUUGCAGCUGUUAUGAAAGAUACACCGGUGAUCCAUUCACUAGUUGUUAUCCCAUCCCAGUGGAACCGCCGAAACCAGAGAACCCGUGCUCGCCGUCGCCCUGCGGCCCUAACGCCGAAUGCCAGGUGCGCGGCGACACGUUUGCCUGUUCCUGCCUGCAGAACUACAUCGGCGUACCGCCCAACUGCAGACCCGAGUGCACGAUUAACCCCGAGUGUCCACCGCAUCUCGCUUGUAUGCAGCAGCGCUGCCGAAACCCGUGCGACGGAAUCUGUGGCGUGAAUGCCCAGUGCAGUGUAGUUAAUCACAACGCAGUAUGUUCCUGCAACGAGAACUUCAAGGGAGAUCCGUUCUCUCUCUGUCAACCCGUCGGCAAAGAUUACCCAGUGGACAAUAGGAACCCGUGCGUACCGUCGCCCUGUGGCUCGAACGCAGUCUGCCGCGAGCAGAACGGAGCCGGCUCGUGCACGUGUCUGCCCGACUACCAGGGUGACCCUUACGUGGCCUGUAGGCCCGAGUGCACCAGUAAUUCCGACUGUCUCUCCACACUGGCCUGCGUCAAUUUCAAGUGCGUGGAUCCCUGUCCAGGGGUCUGCGGCUUCAAUGCCCAGUGCCAUCCUGUCAACCACGUACCCACUUGUUCUUGCCUCCCUGGCCAUACUGGCGAUGCAUUCAGAAUUUGCUCGCAGCCUGUCUCAUGUAAGAAUCCCGUUCAGAUUGUGGAACCUUUUCCAAGCCACUGCAAUCCAUCGCCUUGUGGUCCAUGCAGUCAGUGCCGGGUAGUGAACGACCAAGCGGUCUGUUCCUGCCUGAGCACUUGCAUAGGAAGUCCUCCGAGCUGCCGUGCCGAGUGCACGGUCAACGAUGAGUGCGCCCCGCACUUGGCCUGCGUCAACCAGAAGUGUGUUUCACCUUGUCCAGGCAUCUGUGGUCAGAAUGCCCAGUGCAAAGCCAUCAAUCACAGUCCCAUUUGCGUCUGUAACCCGGGACUCACUGGUGAUCCGUUCACCAGAUGCACUCCCAAUCCAAUUGGCAACGAUUACUACCCGACCACGAAGCCAGUGGUGCCGCAGGAGAACCCCUGUCUGCCCUCUCCUUGCGGGCUCUACUCGAAUUGCAACAACAACGGAGGUCUGGCCUCGUGCGCCUGUCUGCCUCACUAUCUGGGCACACCGCCCAACUGCCGACCCGAGUGCACCGUCAACUCGGACUGUCCCAUGCACCUCGCCUGCAACAACGAUCGCUGCCGAGACCCCUGUGCCGGAUCCUGCGGCUUCUCCGCCCUCUGCAGCGUGCACAAUCACGUGCCCGUCUGCACAUGUCCUCCUGGAUUCACCGGAGAUCCUUUCACCAGUUGUCGACAGGAGCCUAUAACCGCCGCGCCGAUCGUUCACGACGAUCCGUGUCAACCAAAUCCGUGUGGAUCGAAUGCCAGGUGCGACAACGGCAGGUGCACCUGCCUCGCCGGCUAUCACGGUGAUCCGUACUAUCAAUGUCGGCCGGAAUGUGUCUUGAACUCCGACUGUCCGUCGAACAAGGCCUGUCAGAACCAAAAAUGCGUCGAUCCCUGUGUGGGAGCCUGCGCGCCUACGGCCGUUUGCAACACUUACAAUCACGUUAUCAUGUGCAGCUGUCCCCAAGGCAUGACCGGAAACGCGUUUAUCCAAUGCACUGUUCUAGCAGAUAUCGAGGUGAACGUAAACCCAUGCUUGCCAUCGCCUUGCGGACCAAACAGCCAGUGUCAAACCAUAAACGGCCAAGCAGUGUGUGCUUGCGUCCAGGGCUAUCUCGGCAGUCCACCGACAUGUCGACCCGAGUGCGUCGUCAACUCGGACUGUUCCAAGGACGAAGCUUGCAGCAAUCAGAAGUGCAUAGACCCGUGUCUUGGAGCUUGCGGCUUGAGAGCCGAGUGUCGCGUCAUCAAUCACAACCCCAUUUGCUCUUGCCCCGUCAACUUCGUCGGCAGUCCGUUCACUCAGUGUCGACCCGACUUCAAACGUAAGAAAAUACGCACCAAUCCCGAGCGACCCUCGUGCGGUCCCAACGCCCAGUUGCAAACGGGCGUCAAUGGCAAUCCAGCUUGUGCCUGCCUGCCGGAUUACGUGGGCGAGCCGCCGAACUGUAGACCAGAGUGCAUUAACAAUGUCGAGUGCCCGACUCACCAGGCUUGCAUAAGAAACAAGUGCGCGGAUCCGUGCGUUGGAUCCUGCGGCCUCAACGCCAACUGCCACGUGGUCAGUCACACGCCCAUGUGUGUCUGUCUCGAGGGCCACACUGGCGACCCCUUCACCAUGUGCAUUUAUAGUCCACCUCCAACCGACUACCCAGUCGAGGUACUUAGCCCCUGUACGCCAUCCCCCUGCGGAACGAAUGCCGUUUGCAAAGAGCAGAACGGCGUGGGUUCUUGCCAGUGCCUGCCAGACUAUUUCGGAAACCCGUACGAAGGAUGCCGCCCCGAGUGUACCCUCAGUUCCGAUUGCCUCUCCAAUCUGGCCUGCAUACGUAUGAAAUGCCAGAACCCUUGUCCCGGAACCUGCGGCCAAAACGCCGAUUGCCAAGUGAUUAACCACUCGCCCAGUUGUUCUUGCCCGUCCGGAUUUACCGGAGACCCCUUCAGACAUUGUCGCCCCUACCAGGCCCCGAACAUUAACGACAGACCGACCGACCCUUGCAAUCCUUCGACUUGUGGACCAAAUUCCAACUGUCGUGUUGUUAAUGGGCAGGCUGUUUGUUCGUGCCAAGCCAGUUACGUAGGAACUCCACCCAGCUGUAGACCGGAGUGUGUUUUGGGUUCAGAAUGCCCUUCGAACAAGGCGUGUAUUAAUCAGAAGUGCGUCAAUCCUUGUCCUGGUCCUUGCGGACUCAAUGCUAUCUGCAGAGUUAUUAACCACAGUCCCAUAUGUUCGUGCAAUCCCGGACAUACUGGUGAUCCAUUCAGUAGAUGCUUCAUGAUGGACAAACCUAUUAUCGAAGUAGUAGAUCCUUGUGUUCCAUCUCCUUGUGGACCAUACGCAGAAUGUCGUAGAGUUGGCAAUUUAGCGUCAUGCUCUUGCUCGGCUAAUUACGUAGGCAGUCCACCUGCUUGUCGACCCGAAUGUAGCAUAAACUCUGAUUGUCCAAGUAAUCAAGCUUGCAUGAACGAAAAGUGCCGGGAUCCAUGUCCAGGUUCGUGCGGAAUUGGUGCCGUAUGCAGUUGCGUGAAUCAUACGCCCAUUUGUUCUUGCCCACCAAGUUAUACUGGUGAUCCAUUCACUUCUUGUCAACCAACACCCCCUGCAACUCAGCCAACCCUCGAUGACCCGUGCAAUCCUUCUCCAUGUGGAUCAAAUGCACUGUGUAGAAACGGAGUUUGCAGUUGCUUACCUCAAUACCAAGGAGACCCGUACGUGGGCUGUCGUCCCGAGUGUGUUCUCAAUACCGAUUGUCCUUUAAACAAAGCCUGCAGCAAUUUCAAAUGUAUCGAUCCUUGUCCUGGUACUUGUGGAUCCUCGGCAACGUGCAAUGUCUACAAUCACAUACCUAUAUGCACUUGCCCAGAAGGAACGAGGGGUAACGCAUUCGUUGCUUGUUACCCAUACGAAGAACCUAUACGAAACCCUUGCAAUCCAUCGCCUUGUGGACCAAAUAGUGUUUGUCGCGAAAUCAAUCAACAAGCUGUAUGUUCAUGCCUAAGUGGAUAUCUUGGUAGUCCACCUUCCUGCAGACCUGAGUGUACUCAAAGCUCAGAAUGCCCUCGAGAUCGCGCCUGUUCCAAUCAAAAGUGUAUCGACCCUUGCGUCGGUGCUUGUGGUAUUAGGGCUGAAUGCCAAGUUAUCAAUCAUAAUCCUAUAUGCAGUUGCCCACAACAGUUUACUGGAAAUCCGUUUACUUUGUGCCAAAUAACAGUCGUUGAAGACACUCCGACGAAUCCUUGCCAACCAUCACCUUGUGGUCCUAAUUCUCAGUGUCAAGAUAUUAACGAUUCGCCGUCGUGUUCUUGCUUGCCUGAUUUUAUCGGAUCUCCACCAAAUUGCCGACCAGAGUGCAUUAGUAACAACGAGUGCGCAAACAACUUAGCAUGCAUCAAUCAAAAGUGUAAAGAUCCUUGUGUAGGCUCUUGUGGUCUCAAUGCCGAAUGUCGCGUAGUAAGUCAUACACCUAUGUGCAUUUGUCCAAAUGGAUAUACUGGAGAUCCGUUUUCACAAUGUCUUAUAAGACCAAUUGCGAAUUAUCCUGUUGAAAAUGUUGAUCCAUGCAUACCCUCACCAUGCGGCAGUAAUGCUGUAUGCCGGAAACAAAAUAAUGUUGGAUCAUGUACUUGCAUGGAGGAUUACACCGGCAACCCCUAUGAAGGAUGUCGUCCGGAAUGCGUUGUGAGCUCUGAUUGUACCGCUAAUCUCGCUUGUAUUAGAAACAAGUGCAGAGAUCCUUGUCCGGGAACUUGUGGACUUAACGCUGAAUGCCAAGUAGUGAACCAUUUGCCAUCGUGCACUUGCAUGAAUGGCUUCACUGGCGAUCCGUUUAGAUAUUGUAAUCGCGUUCAAAUGGAUAAUGGUAAUUCUUGUAGACCAUCCCCUUGUGGACCAAAUAGUGUUUGUAGGCCCAUUAAUGGUCAAUCCGUGUGUUCUUGUGCACCUGGAUACAUAGGUAAUCCACCUGGAUGCCGACCGGAAUGUACGGUUAGCUCAGAAUGUGCACCAAAUCAAGCAUGUCUUAACCAGAAAUGUGUCAACCCAUGCCCAACUCCUUGUGGUCGAAAUACCAACUGCGCUGUUAACAACCACAGCCCAUUCUGUACUUGUAAAGACGGGUUCACAGGCGAUCCAUUCUCGUCGUGUUUCCCGAUGCAAAAUAUUCAACCAACACCGGUUAAUCCAUGCUUACCUUCCCCAUGUGGUCAAUACUCAGAAUGUCGUGACAAUGGAGGUUUUCCAGCUUGUUCGUGUCAAACGAAUUACAUUGGAAGUCCUCCAAAUUGUAGACCUGAAUGUAGUAUACACUCUGAUUGUCCUAGUAACCAAGCUUGUAUAAACCAGAAAUGCCGUGAUCCUUGCCCUGGAUCUUGUGGCUAUGGUGCAGAAUGUAGAGUGGUAAAUCACGUUCCAACAUGUUUGUGUCCUUCUGGGUUUACUGGAGAUCCGUUUGUCAGUUGUAGUUACAAACCUCAACCUGGUAAGUUUUUGCUUGGAAAUUGCAAAUCACCAUUCGAUCCAUGUGAUCCAUCGCCUUGCGGUAGAAAUGCGGAAUGUCGCAACGGUAUUUGUAGUUGUCAACCUGAGUACCAGGGAGACCCUCAUAUCGAAUGUCGCCCUGAAUGUGUACUCAAUUCUGAUUGCGCUUUCAAUCAAGCUUGCAUUAAUAAUAAAUGCAAAGAUCCAUGUCCUGGCGUUUGCGGACAAAAUGCCGAAUGCAACGUUUUCAAUCAUGUCCCAAUGUGUAGUUGCCCACCUAAGACUACAGGCAAUGCAUUUAUUUCAUGCACACCUGUUAGAGAUCCGAUUAUUACCGAGCCAUGUUCACCAUCUCCUUGUGGACCAAACAGCUUAUGUCGGCCGAUAAACAGUCAACCCGUUUGUUCAUGCGUUCCGGGCUACAUAGGAAGUCCACCAACUUGUAGACCAGAAUGUAUUCGUAGCUCAGAUUGUAACAGAAAUGAAGCUUGUACAAACCAGAAAUGUAUGGAUCCGUGUCCAGGAACAUGUGGCAUCGGAUCACAAUGUCAAGUUAUUAACCACAGCCCUAUUUGUAGUUGCCCUCAAGGCUUUACAGGCGAUCCAUUCAUAAGAUGCUUGCCUAUGCAACCCGAAGAUACUCCGGUCACUAAUCCUUGUCAACCAUCUCCUUGUGGGUUGAACUCUAUAUGUCAAGUAGUGAAUGAUCAGGCUUCUUGCACUUGCAUGGCUGAUUUCAUCGGCCAACCUCCAAAUUGUCGAGCUGAAUGUAUCAGCAACAAUGACUGUGCUUUCAAUUUGGCUUGUAGAAAUCGUAAAUGUAUCGAUCCUUGUCCUGGAUCCUGCGGUGCAAACGCAGAGUGUUACGUAGUGAGCCAUGCUCCCAUGUGUUCGUGCUUACAAUCUUACACAGGAGAUCCGUUCACGCAAUGUUACCCACAACCGAUAGUUUCUGUUCAAAUUUCUACACCUUGUACGCCAUCGCCUUGCGGUGCGAAUGCAGUUUGCAAGGAACAAAACGGAGCCGGAUCGUGUACUUGCUUGACAGAUUACAUCGGUAAUCCAUACGAGGGUUGUCGUCCUGAAUGCUCAAGUAGUUCAGACUGUCCAGCAAAUCUUGCAUGUAUUAGAAAUAAGUGCAAAGACCCUUGUCCUGGAACUUGCGGACAGAACGCCGUUUGUCAAGUAGUUAAUCAUCUGCCAUCUUGUACUUGCCUUCCUAGAUAUACCGGAGAUCCUUUUAGUUACUGCCGUGAAGAAAUACAAGUCCCUAAAGAUCCUUGUAGUUCGAGUCCAUGCGGACCCAACAGCGAUUGCCGAGUUAACAAUGGGCAGGCUGUAUGCUCUUGCAAGCCCCAAUACAUUGGAACUCCACCAGGUUGUAGACCUGAAUGUACAAUCAACUUAGAAUGUCCAAGCGAUAAAGCUUGCGUUAACCAAAAAUGUACCAAUCCGUGUAAUAAUGUUUGCGGUAGAAACGCUAAUUGUAGGGUUGUGAAUCACAGUCCGAUAUGCACUUGCUCCAACGGCUUCUCUGGAGACCCAUUCACAUCUUGUUUCCCUAAUGAAAUACAAAAUAUACCACCUUCAAUCAUUCAACCAUGCGUGCCUUCACCUUGUGGUCCUAAUUCUGAAUGUCGCGAAGUUGGAGGUACUGCAGUUUGUACUUGUCAACAAAAUUAUAUCGGCGUUGCACCCAACUGUCGCCCAGAAUGUACAGUGAAUACGGAUUGUCCUAGCAACUUAGCUUGCAUACGCAAUAGGUGUGCUGAUCCAUGUCCGGGAUCUUGUGGAUUCGAGGCUAUUUGUAAUGUAUUUAACCAUAUUCCUGUGUGUACUUGCCGAGAAGGAUAUACUGGUGAUCCAUUCAGUUCUUGCCAACCAAAGCCUAUUCAAUCUGAUCCGAUUGUAACCGAUUUAUGCAACCCAUCACCAUGCGGGCCCAAUGCAAACUGUCGCGAUGGAAUUUGUACAUGUCAAAGUGAGUUCACUGGAGAUCCGUACAUUGGCUGUAGACCAGAAUGUGUCGGAAACGAAGAAUGCGCUUAUAACCAAGCAUGCGUUCGCAAUAAGUGCGUUGACCCAUGCAUAGGUACCUGUGGACAGAAUGCUCAAUGUUUAACGACUAAUCAUAUACCCAUUUGCUCUUGUCCACCGGGUACAAGCGGAAACGCUUUUGUCGCGUGCAAUCCAUAUGAAGUAACAGUGACAAAUCCAUGCUCACCAUCGCCUUGUGGACAAAAUAGCCAUUGCAGAGAAAUUAAUGGAAUAGCAAUAUGUAAAUGUAUAGAAGGAUUUAUAGGUAGCCCACCAAGUUGUCGGCCAGAAUGCGUAGGCAGCUCAGAAUGUCCUCAGAAUCUAGCCUGUAUCAAUCAAAAAUGCAAAGAUCCUUGUCCGGGUACGUGCGGAUUAAACACUCAGUGCUUAGUUAAAAAUCACAAUCCUAUUUGUACAUGCAGACCUGGAUUCGUUGGCAAUCCCUUUGUCUCGUGUUCACCGCAAAUGGACACACCUACGCCACCUGAACCAGUUAAUCCUUGUUACCCAUCGCCAUGCGGACCUAAUUCCCAAUGCGAAGUUGUGAACCAAUUGUCAUCUUGCUCAUGUUUACCUGGAUUCCAAGGAAACCCGCCUAACUGUCGCCCAGAAUGUAUCAAUAAUAAUGAAUGCUCUAAUCAACUUGCUUGCAUCCAGCAAAAGUGUAAAAAUCCAUGCACCGAUUCUUGCGGUGCAAAUGCUGACUGUAAUGUCGCGAAUCACGUCGCAAUAUGUUUGUGCAGAGCAGGAUUCACUGGAGAUCCAUUCACUCAAUGUUCUCCCGUUCCAAUAGUGGAAGUUAAUAAACCAUGUUCCCCAACACCUUGUGGUGCUAAUGCCGUAUGUAAAGAACAAGGAAAUGCUGGUUCAUGUAGUUGUCUACCCGAUUAUACUGGAAAUCCUUAUGAAGGAUGUCGACCCGAAUGUAUCAUGAAUUCCGAUUGUCCGGCUAACUUAGUUUGCACGCAAAAUAAGUGCAGAGACCCUUGUCCUGGAAGCUGCGGUCAAAAUGCGUUAUGCCAAGUCGUAAAUCACUCUCCUCUGUGCACAUGUAUUCCAGGAUAUACAGGAAAUCCUUUCAGCCAUUGCAUAAUCCAACAAACUCAACUGGAUGAACCUGUCAAUGUUAAUCCAUGUAAUCCAUCUCCCUGUGGGCCUAACAGCGAAUGUCGUGUGAACAAUGGCAUAGCUAUUUGUUCUUGUCGUUCAACAUUUGUUGGUUCUCCACCGAAUUGUCGACCGGAAUGUGUUGUUAACACAGAAUGUCCCACAAACCGAGCUUGCAUAAAUCAAAAAUGCGCAGAUCCUUGUCCUAAUUCGUGUGGCUUGAAUGCCAAUUGUAAAGUCAUCAAUCACAGUCCAAUUUGUUUCUGCAACAACGGAUAUACAGGAGAUCCUUUCACACAAUGUUUCUAUGAUAUCGUACCAGCAAUUCCAACACAACCAACUAAAGAUCCUUGCGUUCCUUCACCUUGUGGUGCCAAUUCUGUAUGCCAGAAAAUUGGAGAAACAGCUGCAUGCAGUUGUGCUUCUAACUAUAUUGGCAGUCCACCUAAUUGCAGACCAGAAUGUACAGUAAACACGGAUUGUGCAAGCAACAAAGCUUGUAUGCAAGAAAAAUGUCAAGAUCCUUGUUUGGGAUCGUGCGGCUUCGAUGCCGUUUGUUCAGUAUUCAAUCAUGUGCCUGUAUGUACAUGCCGUGAUGGCUAUACAGGAAAUCCUUUCGAUCAAUGUCGUUCCCAACCUAUCUACAACGAACCCGCUGAAGUAGACUUGUGUAGUUCUAAUCCAUGUGGAUCGAAUGCCCAAUGCAACAACGGAAUAUGCACUUGCAAUCCCGAGUUUUACGGUGAUCCGUACAUGGGCUGCAGACCAGAAUGCGUACUCAACACGGAUUGUCCUCGUGACAAAACUUGUGUUCGUAACAAAUGCAAAAAUCCUUGCCCAGAACCAUGUGCAUUUAAUGCACAAUGCAGUGUUGUGAAUCACGUUCCGAUAUGCAGUUGUCCAACAGGUUUCGAAGGAAAUGCAUUUAUUCAGUGCAAUGCGAUACGAGACCCCACACCAGUUUCUCCAUGUGCUCAAUCGCCUUGUGGACCAAACAGUCUCUGCAGACCUAUUAACGGUCAAGCUGUUUGUACAUGUGUGCAAGGCUAUAUCGGCAGCCCUCCAUUAUGUCGACCAGAAUGUAUAAGCAGUUCAGACUGUCCGCUAAAUCAAGCUUGCAUCAACCAAAAAUGCAAAGACCCAUGUGUCGGCGCUUGUGGCAUUGAAGCUAUUUGCAAAAUAGUUAAUCACAAUCCAAUAUGUCAUUGCGCUUCCAAAUUCACUGGAGAUCCAUUUGUUCGAUGCGUUCCUAUACCGGAUACGCCCCCAGUUCCAAUAAACCCGUGCCAACCAUCGCCUUGCGGUCCAAAUGCCCAGUGCCAAGUAAACAACGAUUCGCCGUCAUGUAGUUGCUUGCCUGAUUUUACUGGAUCUCCGCCAAAUUGUAGACCAGAGUGUAUUAGUAAUAGUGAAUGUCCGAAUAAUCAGGCUUGUAUUAGGAAUAAAUGUACAGAUCCAUGCCCCGGUUCAUGUGGUACAAAUGCAGAAUGCCGAACUGUUAGUCAUGUUCCUAUGUGCUUCUGUCCUAGUCAAUACACCGGGGAUCCUUUCACUCAAUGUAUACUCAGACCACUUGAUGUACCAGUCGAAACUUCUAAUCCCUGUGUACCUUCACCUUGCGGAUCAAACGCAAUAUGUAAAGAGCAAAACGGAGCAGGUUCUUGCACUUGUAUUACGGAUUACACUGGCAAUCCUUACGAGGGUUGUCGUCCAGAAUGCGUAACAAGCUCAGACUGUUCGUUGAAUCUUGCUUGCACGAAUUUCAAAUGUAAAGAUCCAUGUCCUGGAACCUGCGGUUUGAACGCGCAGUGUCAAGUUAUCAAUCAUUUAGCUACUUGCUCUUGUUACCCUGGCUACAGCGGUGAUCCGUACAGAUUAUGCCAAAUUUCAAAACCAAAUGACGUUGAACCUGACAAGACAAACCCCUGUUCUACAUCGUAUUGCGGGCCUAAUAGUCAAUGCAGAGUUGUAAAUAGUAUUGCAGUGUGUUCAUGUCUGCCUGAAUAUAUAGGCAGUCCACCAGCUUGCAGACCUGAAUGCGUUAGUAGUUCGGAAUGUCCAUCAGACAAGGCAUGCGUUAAUCAGAAAUGUGUUAAUCCGUGCCCAGCUGCUUGUGGUAGAAACUCUAAUUGCAGAGUCAUCAAUCAUUCUCCGCACUGUACGUGCGUUCAAGGAUUUACUGGUGAUCCAUUUACGACCUGUUUCCCGAUAACUCCUGCACCAUCGUUUGACGAGCCCACUCCGCCAAGAGAUCCGUGCUUCCCAUCGCCGUGCGGUCCAAACGCAGAUUGCCGAAACAUCAAUGGCGUACCGUCAUGUGCUUGCCAACAGAACUAUUUCGGUUCCCCACCAAACUGCAAGCCAGAAUGUACUAUUAAUUCCGAAUGUUCCAGUAACUUAGCUUGCAUUAGACAAAAAUGUCAGGAUCCUUGCAUUGGAUCUUGCGGCGUAUUAGCCACAUGCAAUGUAAUCAAUCACAUUCCGACUUGUUUGUGUCCUGACGGUUAUACUGGAGAUCCAUUCAGAAUAUGCAACAUCCAACCUGAAAAACCUCCAGUAGUAUCUGAAGACCCCUGCUCUCAAGUACAAUGCGGUUCCAAUGCGCAAUGCAGUAAUGGUCAAUGUUCAUGCUUACCAGAAUAUCAGGGUGAUCCUUACACAGGCUGUCGUCCAGAAUGUGUUAUGAACAAUGACUGUGAUUUCAAUAAAGCAUGUAUACGACAAAAAUGUAUCGACCCAUGUCGAAAUACAUGCGGCCAGAAUGCUAUUUGUAACGUGUACAAUCACAUCCCGAUAUGCAGUUGCCCGUCCGGUAUGACUGGCAGCGCAUUUUCCAUUUGCUCUCCGAUUAUUGAAACUGUGCAAACUGACCCAUGCAAUCCAUCUCCAUGUGGUCCGAACAGCCAAUGUAGAUCGGUUAACGGACAAGCCGUUUGUUCUUGUGUUAUUGGAUAUCUCGGAACACCUCCAUCAUGUAGACCAGAAUGUACCGUCAGUUCUGAUUGUCCACAAAAUCAAGCAUGUAAUAAUCAAAAGUGCGUCGAUCCUUGUCCGGGUGUAUGUGGCAUUCGUGCAACAUGCAAAGUCGUCAGCCAUAACCCGAUUUGUAGUUGCCAGCAAGGAAUGACAGGAGAUCCAUUCAUUGCAUGCACUCCAAUUCUGUCGUCACCUCCAGAACCAGUUAAUCCUUGUAUACCCUCACCUUGUGGACCGAAUUCACAAUGUCAAGUAACUAACGAUUCGCCAUCUUGCUCUUGCUUGCCUGAAUUUUUGGGUUCGCCGCCGAAUUGCAGGCCUGAGUGUACGAGCAAUUCGGAGUGUCCAAAUAACCUAGCUUGCAUCAAUAGAAAAUGUCAAGACCCGUGUCCGAAUUCUUGUGCUCCAAAUGCUCAGUGCCGUGUUGUCAGUCACACGCCCACUUGCGUAUGUCCUCCUGGAUAUUCUGGAGAUCCGUUCACAUACUGUUCUCUUAGCAUAGCUUCAGAUCCAACACCUGUUAAUCCAUGCGUUCCAUCGCCUUGCGGAGCAAACGCCGAAUGCAAAGUACAGCAAAAUGCUGGAUCUUGCACAUGCUUGACCGACUACGUUGGUAAUCCUUACGAAGGAUGUCGACCGGAAUGUACUCGAAACUCGGAUUGUCCAUCAAAUCAAGCGUGCAUCGGACAAAAAUGUAAAGACCCAUGUCCUGGAACUUGCGGUCAAAACGCAGAAUGCUACGUGCAAAACCAUUCUCCUGUUUGUGUAUGCUUCGACCGAUACACUGGAGAUCCGUUUAAAUUUUGUCAACCCAUUCCACCACCACAGAGUGACGUAUCAGUGCUUAGUCCGUGUAGGCUUACUCAGUGUGGACCUUAUUCCCAGUGUAGAGAAGUCAAUGGUCAAGCUGUAUGUUCAUGUUUGCCAGAAUAUACUGGAAUACCACCAACAUGUAAACCUGAAUGCACAACCAAUUCAGAGUGCCCUUCGAACCGGGUCUGCAUAAACCAAAAAUGCGUCGAUCCAUGCACAAAUAGGUGCGGCGAACAAACGGUUUGCAGAGUAGUGAAUCAUAGUCCAAUUUGCACCUGCAAACAGGGACUCACCGGUGAUCCGUUUUCACGCUGCUACUUCUUAGACCAAACUCCACCGCCACAAUCGAACCCAUGUAUUCCAUCUCCAUGUGGUCCAAACUCGCUGUGUCAAAACAACAAUGGGUUACCCUCUUGCUCAUGCGCAACAAAUUAUUUCGGAACUCCACCGAACUGUCGGCCAGAAUGUACGAUCAAUUCAGAUUGCGCAAGCAACAAAGCUUGCAUUAACGAACGCUGCAUUGAUCCUUGUCCUGGUUCGUGCGGUUUGAAUGCUAUCUGUAACGUUUUUAACCAUGUACCGACAUGCAACUGUUUGGAGGGUUACACAGGAGAUCCGUUCACUAGUUGCCAAUACAAACCACCACCGCAACAACCGAUUCAGGAUGAAGAGGUCUGCAGUUGCGGGCCCAAUGCAGACUGCGUAAACCGAGUAUGUAGAUGCAGACCUGAGUACUUCGGAGAUCCGAAUAUCGGUUGUAGACCAGAGUGUGUACUCAACACCGACUGUCCCAGCAAUAGGGCGUGUAUCCGAAACAAAUGUCAGGAUCCAUGCCCUAAUACUUGCGGACAAGGUGCUGAUUGCUACGUUGCACAGCAUUUCGCUAUGUGCAACUGCCCAGCAGGCACUAGCGGCAAUGCUUUCAUUUCGUGUCAACCGAUAUCAGUGCUACCCGAUCGAGCACCAUGUACUCCUUCUCCUUGCGGCCCGAACAGCAUUUGUCGGGAGGUAAAUGGCAAUGCUGUUUGCACCUGUUCUCCGAAUUUCCUUGGAAGUCCACCAGCCUGCAGACCAGAAUGUACUCAGAGUUCUGACUGUCCGAGAAAUCGUGCUUGCGUAAAUCAGAAAUGCGUAGACCCUUGUCCUGGAACUUGCGGAGUUCAGGCGGUCUGCCAAGUGAUUAACCACAAUCCCAUUUGCUCGUGUCCGCCCAAGUACACGGGAAAUCCCUUCGUCAGAUGCAUUCCACAUCAACCAAUCGUCGACGAGUCACCAGUAAAUCCAUGUCAACCCUCCCCCUGCGGCCCCUACGCGAUCUGCCAAGUCGCCAAUGAACAGUCCUCGUGCUCUUGCGAGCCUGGCUACAUUGGUUCGCCACCUAGCUGUAGACCCGAAUGCAUUAGCAAUUCCGAGUGUCCCACUCAGCAGGCUUGCAUCAACAAAAAAUGCAAAGACCCUUGCGUGGGCUCGUGCGGAGCCAACGCACUAUGCAGUGUGGUUAGCCACACGGCGAUUUGCACCUGCGCCAACUCCUACAGCGGCGACCCGUUCACGCAAUGUUUCCCAGUUACAUCCGAUAUCCCGAUCGAUCAAUCGGUUAGGCCAUGUAACCCCUCGCCCUGUGGCGCCAAUGCCGAAUGUAAAGAGCAGAACGGCGUUGGAUCCUGCACCUGUUUACCCGACUACUUUGGAAACCCGUACGAAAGCUGUAGGCCAGAAUGUCUCCAUAAUUCUGACUGCCCAUCCAACUUAAGCUGCGUACAGAAAAAGUGUAGAAACCCUUGUCCCGGUGCUUGUGGUCAAAACGCUGAGUGCACAGCGGUUAACCAUUUGCCCUCUUGCUCUUGUCGCACAGGAUACACUGGAGAUCCAUUCAGUUACUGCACGAUUAACAUGCAGCCCCCCUUCAAAGAGAACGUUUGCUCUCCAUCACCCUGCGGACCGAACAGUCAGUGUAGGGAGGUGAACGGCCAGGCCGUGUGCUCUUGCCUACCCUCCUACAUUGGCAGCCCACCUGGAUGUAGACCCGAGUGUAUUGCCAGUACGGAGUGCCCGUCGAAUCUAGCCUGCGAAAACCAAAAAUGUGUGGACCCAUGCCCGAACCCUUGCGGACUCGGCACCAAUUGCAAUGUCGUUAACCACAGCCCGAUUUGCACUUGUAUGCCGGGUUACACAGGCAACCCGUUCACUCGGUGUACACCCGUGCCACCUCCUCAAGAAUACCCGCCGACUCCACCCGACCCAUGUGUACCGUCACCCUGUGGAAGCUAUGCCCAGUGUCGAAACGUCAACGGAGUACCUGCCUGCAGCUGCGUCGACAACUACGUCGGCCAGCCGCCCAAUUGCCGACCCGAAUGCUCCAUUAACUCGGAAUGUCCCGCCGACAAAGCUUGCAUAAAUCACAAAUGCGUUGACCCGUGUCCUGGCUCUUGCGGAGCCCUCGCUAUCUGUUCCAUAGUCAAUCACGUUCCGGUUUGCGCCUGUCCCCAAGGCUACACCGGGGAUCCGUUCACUCAGUGCAACCUGCAACCACCUAUAACAUUCGACCCGAACGUAGACCAGCUCGACAGGUGCAACCCGUCGCCCUGCGGCGCGAACGCCGUGUGUAACGAGGGAGUCUGCACGUGUUUGCCGGAAUUCAAGGGAGACCCUUACGCGGCCUGCCGACCCGAGUGCGUUCUGAACAACGAUUGCCCGCGCGACCGCGCCUGCUUGCAGCGCAAGUGCCAAGACCCGUGUCCCGGAGCUUGCGCCCCGAACGCCCAGUGCACGGUCAUCAACCACGUGCCCAUGUGCAGCUGUCCCCAGGGAAUGGCCGGCAACGCGUUCAGCCAAUGCUCGCCCGUACAAGCUCCACCUGAAACGAACCCUUGCAGUCCGUCGCCCUGUGGUCCGAACAGCGAGUGUCGCGCGAUCAAUGGCCAGGCUGUCUGCACCUGUAUCAGGGGAUACCUGGGCAGUCCCCCGACCUGUAGACCCGAGUGCGUCGUUAGCACCGAUUGCCUCCAGAAUCGAGCUUGCAGCAAUCAGAAGUGUAUCGAUCCCUGUCUUGGAAGCUGCGGAGUCGGGGCUGUCUGCGAAGUCGUCAAUCACAAUCCCAUCUGCAGUUGCCCUGCGAGGUUUAGCGGCAAUCCGUUUGUCUAUUGCAGCCCGUUGUGUAAGCGUUUAUUUGUAAUUUUUUUUAUCCGUCAAACCAAAAUACCUCUCUCCUUCUUAAUCAACUCUUUUUCAUUGUAAAUAUCAAAUUUUUCUCCCAUUAGUGCCCGACGAGCAGCGGUUCCCAAAAACCCUUGCCAACCAUCACCUUGUGGCCCGAACGCACAGUGCAAUGUCGUGAACGACUCUCCCUCGUGUUCUUGCUUACCCGAGUUUAUCGGUUCUCCGCCAAACUGUAGACCUGAAUGUAUAAGUAACGGAGAGUGUCCCAGCCAGUUAGCCUGCAUCAAUCAGAGAUGCAGAGAUCCUUGCAUAGGCUCCUGCGGUAGCAAUACCGAGUGCUACGUCGUCAGUCACACCCCCAUGUGCACUUGCAAGCAGCCUUACAGCGGGGAUCCGUUCACACAGUGCAACCUACUGAUAAAUCCACCAGCACCAGAAAAUACGUCUCCAUGCGAGCCUAAUCCCUGCGGACCAAACGCAGUGUGCCGAGUACAGAAUGGAGCAGGCUCUUGCACUUGUAAUCCCGAUUACUUUGGCAACCCUUACGAGGGCUGCCGACCCGAGUGUAUAACAAACUCUGACUGCUCCUCGAACUUGGCUUGUAUCAAUCAGAAAUGCAAAGACCCGUGUCCUGGAACUUGCGGCAGAAACGCCGAAUGCCAGGUCAUCAAUCACAAUCCGAUUUGCUCUUGCCACCCGGACUACACUGGCGAUCCAUUCAGAUACUGCAGUAUCGCGCCUAAAGAUCCAGUGGUCGCGAUUAAUCCUUGUAGUCAGUCGCCUUGUGGCCCCAAUAGCCAAUGUCGCGUUGUCAACGAUCAGGCCGUUUGCACGUGUCUACCUGAGUACGUGGGCACACCACCCAACUGUAGACCCGAGUGCGUUGUUAGCUCGGAAUGCCCCUUGAACAAGGCCUGCUUCAACAGAAAAUGCACGGACCCUUGUCCAGGAACAUGUGGAUUCAAUACCAGAUGCGAAACCAUCAACCACAGUCCCAUUUGCUCUUGUCAAACUGGCUACACGGGAGAUCCGUUCACGUCAUGCUACGAACUACCUAAACAAGAUCAACCGAUAGCAAACCCAUGCUUGCCAUCGCCGUGUGGACCAAACGCAGAGUGCCGAGUUGUCAAUGAUCAGGCAUCUUGCGCUUGCUCGGCUACUUUCAUAGGUUCGCCACCCAAUUGCAGACCGGAAUGUUCGAUAAACCCUGACUGUCCAAGCAACCAAGCUUGUCUUCAGAACAAGUGCCGCGACCCUUGCCCUGGAUCUUGCGGACUCAAUGCACAGUGCAACGUGCUCAAUCACAUUCCAGUGUGCAACUGCCCAGAGGGCUAUACUGGGGAUCCGUUCUCCCGUUGCGAUUUAAAACCAGCUGAUGAAACUCCAAUAACGAAACCCAACGAUCCAUGCUUGAACUGCGGAUCGAACAGCAUGUGCAUUAAAAAUGCCUGCGUCUGUAUGCCUGAUUAUCACGGCGACCCGUACAUCGGUUGCCGACCCGAGUGCGUUAUGAACUCUGAUUGUCAACGAGACCAGGCUUGUAUCAAACAGAAAUGUAGAGACCCGUGCACCAACGUUUGCGGCCAGAACGCAUUGUGCACAGUUGUGAAUCAUAUACCAACGUGCAGCUGUAUCUCAGGAAUGGUUGGCAACGCGUUCGUCGCGUGCAACCCACAAGAUACCCCGCUUGACAACCCAAUACCAUGCAAUCCAUCACCAUGCGGUUCUAACAGCCAAUGCCGCAACGUCAACAAUCAAGCAGUCUGUUCUUGUGUUCCUGGAUUCUUGGGUACUCCACCAAACUGCAGACCUGAGUGUAUCGUGAGCUCAGAUUGUCCUCUCAAUCAAGCUUGCAGCAAUCAGAAAUGUAUAAACCCCUGUCGAGGUACUUGUGGAAUAAACGCUCGGUGUCAAGUUGUGAAUCACAGUCCGAUUUGUAGCUGCAUGGAAGAUUUGACGGGCGAUCCGUUCACUCUUUGCCGACCAAUACCUGCUCAACCAAAACCAUCUGAAAAUCCUUGUAUUCCUUCACCUUGUGGUCCCAACUCUCAGUGCCAAGUAACGAACAAUGCACCAUCGUGCACGUGUUUGCCUGAGUUUAAGGGAUCUCCGCCAAACUGUCGACCGGAAUGCAGUAACAACAACGACUGUCCAAAUCAAUUAGCUUGUAUAAAUCAGAAAUGCCGAGACCCAUGCCCGGGAUCAUGUGGUUCUUUAGCCGAAUGUCGCGUUGUGAGCCACACGCCAACUUGCACUUGUCCCUCAGGCUAUACUGGAGAUCCUUUCUCCUACUGUGUUUUGAAUGUGGCAUCAACUGAACAAGAGCCGGUAACGCCAUGUGUACCAUCCCCAUGUGGAUCUAAUGCCGAAUGUCGUGAACAGAACGGAGCUGGAGCUUGCACAUGUCUGCAAGAUUAUAUCGGCAAUCCUUACGAGGGUUGCAGACCAGAGUGCGUGAUUAACUCUGAUUGUCCAUCCGACAGAGCAUGCAUACGCUCUAAAUGCCAGAACCCAUGCCCUGGUACUUGUGGACAGAAUGCAAUGUGCCACGUGAUUAAUCAUCUACCAACGUGUACUUGUCAAGCGAGCUUCACCGGCGAUCCAUUCCGUUAUUGCGCUCCAGAAAUGCAACGUGAUCCAGAACCAGUCCAACCGUGCAAUCCAUCUCCAUGUGGUCCAAACAGCCAAUGUCGCGAGUCGAACGGACAAGCCGUAUGCACAUGUUCACCUACGUUCGUCGGUUCUCCGCCGUUCUGUAGGCCCGAAUGUACAGUCAGUUCAGAAUGCCCAACAAACAUGGCAUGCAUCAACAACAAAUGCGCUGACCCUUGCCCGAAUUCUUGCGGCAUUGCUGCGAAAUGCAACGUUAUAAAUCACAGUCCGAUCUGCAGCUGCAAUAAUGGCUUCACUGGUGAUCCAUUCACGAGAUGUUACGAAAUUCCUCCAACUCCAGUGUCGCCACCAGGUCCAGUCGAUCCCUGCGUACCUUCGCCAUGUGGCCCGUUCGCCAUUUGCCGAAACGUUGGUGGUGUACCUGCUUGCAGUUGUUCGAACGACUACAUUGGCUCACCACCUAACUGCAGACCGGAAUGUACAAUCAAUCCGGAAUGCGUCAGUAAUCUGGCUUGCAUAAGACAAAAAUGUAAAGACCCUUGUCCUGGAUCAUGCGGUGUUGGAGCUAGAUGUACUGUGAUCAAUCACAUACCAGUGUGCACAUGUCCUGAAGGAUACACUGGUGAUCCGUUCACAAGUUGUUCUCCACAACCACAACAAAUUGAACCAAUUCCAACUGAUCGUUGCAAUCCUUCACCAUGUGGAUCAAAUGCAAACUGCAGAGACGGCAUUUGCACUUGCUUACCCGAAUAUCUGGGAGAUCCAUACAUUGGUUGUCGCCCUGAGUGCGUGCAAAGUUCUGAUUGUUCAUUCGAUAAAGCUUGUAUAAGAAGGAAAUGCCAAGACCCAUGCCCUGGCGUCUGCGCAUACAACGCCGAGUGCACCGUUAUCAAACAUACACCCAUGUGUAGUUGUCGAGCGGGCACUACUGGAAAUGCAUUCUUAACAUGCAGUGCAUUAAGCAUUCCAGAAACGACACCUCAGAGACCAUGCGUACCAUCGCCAUGUGGUCCAAAUAGCAGAUGCCAAGAAAUAAACGGACAAGCCGUUUGCUCUUGUGCGGCUGGUUUCAUAGGCAGUCCACCGACUUGCCGACCAGAAUGUUUAGUUAGUUCGGAAUGUCCUCUGAAUCAAGCUUGUGUUAGUCAGAAAUGUAGAGACCCAUGUCCUGGUUCUUGCGGUAUUUCAGCCCAAUGCCAAGUCAUCAAUCACAACCCUAUCUGUAGUUGCCCGUCAACUCUGACUGGCGAUCCAUUUGUUCGGUGCUUACCGAUGCCAAUGGACGUACCAGAAUCAUCGAAAAACCCGUGUGUACCAUCACCUUGCGGUCCAAAUGCACAAUGUCAAGUAACAAAUGGCGGCAGCAGUUCAUGCUCCUGCAAUCCAGGAUUCUUAGGCUCACCUCCGAACUGCAAACCCGAAUGUGUAAACAACGACGAAUGUAGCCUGUCAUUGAGUUGUAUCAAUCAGAAAUGCACAGAUCCUUGCCCGGGCUCUUGCGGAACAAACGCAGAGUGCCGAGUAGUAAAUCACAUACCGUCAUGCACUUGCCUGGAAGGCUACAACGGCGAUCCUUUCGUCGAAUGUAAUCAGAAACAACGUAAGUUUGAUAAUAAUACAAAUUAUCACAAAGGGAGCCUAAGCGUGCAUGAAAUAACCUUUAAUUUAAAAUUUACAGUGGCUUCACUACAACCAUGUGUACCAUCGCCAUGUGGAACAAACGCUGUUUGCAAAGAGUUUAACGGAGCAGGUUCUUGCUCUUGCUUAUCCGACUACGUUGGCAAUCCUUACGAAGGAUGUCGCCCAGAGUGUAUAUCGGAUUCGGACUGCGCAUCCGAUUUGGCAUGUAUCAGAUCUAAGUGCCAAAAUCCUUGCCCUGGCAGGUGCGGAUCAAACGCAGUUUGCCAAGUUGUCAAUCACUCGCCUCUUUGCACAUGUAUACCAGGUUUUACUGGAAAUCCAUACGCGCAAUGCAAUUUCGAUAGACAAGAUGAGCCUCCAACACCAGUGAACCCAUGUAAUCCAUCGCCUUGCGGUUCGAACAGCAUAUGCCGUGAAAAUAACGGACAAGCUAUAUGCACAUGUCAACCAGAAUUUAUCGGAAGUGCACCAAAUUGCAGACCCGAGUGUUUGUUGAGUUCAGAAUGCAGUGCCGCAUUGGCUUGUAUCAAUCAGAAAUGUAAAGAUCCGUGCGUAGGUGCAUGUGGAAACAGCGCGCAGUGCAAGGUUAUCAAUCACAGUCCGAUCUGCGUCUGCCCAAGUGGUAUGACUGGAGAUCCAUUCCGUCAAUGCUAUCAAGCACCGGUUGAAUCAGAACCAAGCAAAGAUCCUUGCAAUCCAUCGCCAUGUGGACCAAACGCACUGUGCAGAGCUGUUAACGAUAGUCCAGUAUGCACUUGCAUCAACAACUACAUUGGCAUACCACCUAAUUGUAGACCAGAAUGCUCGAUCCAUCCUGACUGUACAAGCGACAAAGCUUGCAUAAGAGAAAAGUGCAGAGAUCCGUGCCCAGGCUCGUGUGGCUUGAAUGCACGCUGCUCUGUUGUCAACCAUACACCUGUUUGUGUUUGCGCAGAAGGUUACACGGGUGAUCCAUUUACCAACUGUAGUCCCAAACCUCUUCCGGAGCCUGUUAUUCCUAAAGACAACUGUACACCAAAUCCUUGCGGAGCGAACGCUCAAUGUAAUGACGGAAGAUGCUCAUGCUUGCCAGAAUUCUUCGGAGACCCGUACUCGGGUUGCAGACCAGAGUGUGUACAAAAUUCCGACUGCACUCGCGACAAGGCCUGCAUACGUAACAAGUGCGCGAACCCAUGCGUGGGCGCGUGUGCUUCGAAUGCAGAGUGCGUUGUCGUGAAUCAUCUGCCUAUGUGCAGCUGUCCUUCUGGCAUGACAGGAAAUGCAUUCGCUCAAUGUAUACCCAUGCGAGAUGAAACACCUACGGACGUAUGCAAUCCAUCGCCUUGCGGACCGAACAGCGUGUGCCGCCAGAACAACAAUCAAGCCGUGUGCUCAUGUAUACCUGGCUACUCGGGUACUCCUCCUUCCUGCAGGCCAGAGUGCGUCGUAAACUCUGACUGUCCGAAGAACCGAGCUUGCCUCAACUUCAAGUGCUCGGACCCGUGUCCAGGUUCAUGUGGCCUUGCGGCUCGAUGCAACGUAGUCAAUCAUUCGCCCAUUUGUAGUUGCCCACCCCAGAACACCGGUGAUCCAUUCAUAAGAUGCAUACCCAUACCACCAACACCUCCCCCGCAAGACAAACCCUGCGAGCCAUCGCCUUGCGGUCCUAGAUCACAAUGUCGGGUAGUGAAUAACGUGCCCUCGUGCUCUUGUCUGCCAGAGUUCGUCGGCUCGCCCCCGAACUGCAGGCCCGAGUGCGCCAGCAACAGUGAAUGUCCUAGUCAAUUAGCUUGUAUUAAUUAUAAGUGUAAAGAUCCCUGCCCUGGCUCUUGUGGCGUGAAUGCGGAAUGUAGAGUGAUUAGUCACACUCCUAGUUGUAGCUGUGCCAAUGGUUACACCGGCGAUCCCUUCACUCAGUGUACUCAGGAAAUAAUACCAACUCCGAAACCAAAUGAUGAACAAGUCUGCCUCCCAUCCACUUGCGGACCCAAUGCGGUAUGUCGCGAGUCUUACGGCGUAGCCACUUGCACUUGCUUCCCAGAUUAUUACGGAAAUCCCUACGAAGGUUGCCGUCCCGAAUGUACGGUCGACUCGGAUUGUUCGUUGAACUUAGCUUGUAACAGACUGAAAUGCCGCGAUCCUUGUCCUGGUAGUUGCGGUACAAACGCAAUCUGUCAAGUCGUUAACCAUCUGCCAAUAUGCAGUUGUAUGCCUGGCUAUAGCGGAGAUCCAUUCCGUUACUGUAGCUUUGUUCCUGCAAUACAAACACCUGAAUCGAACCCAUGUAUACCUUCGCCAUGCGGUCCCAACAGUCAAUGUCGCAGUGUCAAUGGAAAAGCAAGUUGCGUAUGUUUACCACCCAACGUAGAAGGCCCGAACGGUUGCAGGCCUGAGUGUGUUGUGAGCUCGGAAUGUUCUGCCAACCGAGCUUGCAUAAACCAAAAAUGCGUUGACCCUUGCCCUGGAGUUUGCGGUCAAAAUGCUCGUUGCGAAGCCAUCAAUCACAGUCCGAUCUGUAGUUGUCCACCUGGUCAAACUGGUGAUCCAUUUGUGCGAUGUUUCAGUGCACCUACUCCACCGGAAACUGUAAACCCAUGUGUACCAUCUCCAUGUGGUCCGUUCUCGAUAUGUCAAGACGCUGGCGGAUAUCCUUCCUGCUCUUGCUCCCAAGAUUACAUAGGGUCACCACCCAAUUGCCGACCAGAGUGUCGAAUCAAUUCAGAGUGUAAUAGCAACCAAGCCUGUAUCCGAGAGAAAUGUAGGGAUCCUUGUCCGGGAUCUUGUGGCUUUAAUGCCAACUGUCAGGUCGUCAAUCACAACCCUGUUUGCUCCUGCAUAGAGGGUUACACUGGCGAUCCCUUCACGAACUGUUAUCCUAAACCACCAAUAUCUGACCCAGUCCCAGUGGACAAAUGCAAUCCAUCGCCAUGCGGUCCCAACGCCCUUUGCAAUAACGGAAUCUGCACAUGCAUACCCGAAUACUCUGGUGACGCAUACCAAGGUUGCCGACCCGAGUGUGUCCAGAAUUCGGACUGUGUUCGAAGCAAAGCCUGUAUUAACUAUAAGUGCGUUGAUCCCUGCCCUGGAAUCUGUGGUCAAAACGCAGAAUGCACUGUUGUAAACCACAUUCCCACGUGCAGUUGCUUAGACAAUUACGAGGGCGAUCCGUUCACCCUUUGUAAUGUGAAGAAACAAGCGGACAAUCCCAAGCCGUGCUCUCCAUCGCCCUGUGGCCCGAACAGUGUGUGCCGCGAGUUCGGCUCGCAGGCCUCCUGUUCCUGCGCCCAGGGCUACUUCGGCGUACCACCCAGCUGUAGGCCCGAGUGCUCGACGAGCUCCGACUGCGAACAGACGCGCGCCUGCGUGAACCAGCGCUGCCAGAACCCUUGCGCCAACUCGUGCGCUCCUAAUGCCCUGUGCACGGUGCGCAACCACAAUCCCAUCUGCAGUUGCCCGCCCCAGUACACCGGCGACCCGUUCACCAACUGCAUACCCAUGAAAGUGCCACCUGGACCCGACCCUCGGCCCACGAAUCCGUGCGAGCCGUCGCCCUGCGGCGCCAACAGUCGCUGUAGGCCCUCGGCCGACGGCUCCUCGGCCCUGUGCUCCUGCCUGCCCGACUACCUGGGCACGGGCAACCAAGACUGCCGACCCGAGUGCUACGUCAAUAGCGACUGCCCGAACGACCGAGCCUGCUCGGGGCUCAAGUGCCGAGACCCCUGUCCCGGCCAAUGUGGCAAUAAUGCCCUCUGCACUGCCGCCCUCCAUCAGGCCCGAUGCUUCUGCCCACCCGGAUAUGAGGGCAACCCCUACGUUGCCUGUGCCCUCGCCAAACAACCAGAUCCGGUGCCACAGCCGCAUCGCCCGUGCUCGCCGUCGCCCUGUGGCGUCAACACCUACUGCCGCGAGCGUUUCGAGAGCGCCGUCUGCGAGUGUCUGCCCGACCACCGGGGCGACCCCUACGUCGGCUGCUACCCCGAGUGUCUGGCCAACACCGACUGCCCGAACUCGCAGGCAUGUCUCAGGCACAAGUGCCAGGACCCGUGCGCCGGCACCUGCGGUUUGGGGGCUGUCUGCACCGUCUCGAACCACGUGCCCAUCUGCUCGUGUCCAUAUCCGACCGUCGGCGAUGCGUUCACCAUCUGUAGAGCGCCUAUCGAAGAACCGAAAGCGAGCCCGUGUCAACCCAACAUCUGCGGACCUCAAACGACCUGCGAGAACGUCAACGGCCAGGCGAUCUGUCGCUGCCUGCCAGGACUGCUGGGCGACCCAGCGGACGUGGCCGGAUGCCAUCCCGAGUGCGUGCUCAGCUCCGACUGCGCCGGAGACAAGACCUGCAACAACUACAGAUGCAAGGAUCCUUGCCAGGAGAACAUCUGCGGCCUCAGAGCCGUCUGCCGAGCCAUCAACCACAGUCCGCUCUGUAGCUGCCCGACGCCGCUUGUUGGCAAUCCGUUCAUCGAGUGCUUCGUCAAAGAAGAACCUGACCCAUGCAAUCCGAGCCCCUGCUCGAGCAACGGAGAAUGCCGUGUGCGCAACGGUGUGGCCACCUGUAUCUAUCCCGAGUGCGUGGUCAACGACGAUUGCUCACGUGAUAUGGCCUGCUUCUCGCAGAAAUGUCGCGAUCCCUGCAUCGGCGCUUGCGGUAUCAACGCUGUGUGCCGUGCCAUCAACCACAAGCCUGUCUGCUCAUGUUCCAGCGGUUUCACGGGUAACCCGCAUCUCGAGUGCCGAAUUGCCAACGAAUAUCUACCGAGACCAGAGUGUACCGACAACUCCGACUGUCCGAACGACAAAACGUGCUUCAAUCAGAAGUGCGUCAGUCCUUGCACGCUUGACACUUGCGGUCAGAACAGCCAGUGCCAUGUCCAACUUCACCGUGCUAUUUGCGUAUGUGAGGAAGGAUACACUGGAAACCCACAUCAGUAUUGCCGUGAGCUUGGCUGUCGCAGCAACGACGAGUGUCCGCUGACCCAGUCUUGUAUCAACAGCGAGUGCAUCGACGCUUGCCUGAUCACUCAGUGCGGCGUUAACGCGCUUUGCCAAGUCGACGGAUACCACAAAGCACGUUGCUACUGCCAAGAUGGCUACUUGGGUAAUCCCUACGAACGUUGCGAACGACCCGAAUGUACCAGCGACAGCGAAUGUGCCUACAAUCUCGCCUGUCAGAAUCAGCGUUGUGUUAGUCCUUGUGACUGUCCAGCCGGAGCGCAAUGCCAUGUUCUUAAUCACCGAGCGACCUGUCGUUGUCCACCUGGAUACAUCGGCGAUCCUUACUUGAAAUGUGCCAAAGAAGACGUUGAUUACUCAGAGUGCAAGGUCGAUGCAGACUGCCCGAGCAAAUUAGCUUGCUUUAACAGCGUUUGCAAAAAUCCAUGCGUGGUAUCGCAGCCGUGCAUACCCAACGCUAAGUGCACAGUCAUUGAUACAUUGCCUAUGAGAACCAUGAUUUGCGAAUGUCCAAGAGAUUUCGUCGGUGACGCUACAAGAUCCUGUGUUAGAGCCGAUACAUCCACGGACGUUCUAUGUCAGUCGGACUCUGAGUGCCCGUCGAACAUGGCCUGCUUGAACAGACGCUGCGUCAGUCCUUGUCUCGCUAACCCGUGCGCGCAUACCGCCGAAUGCCGAGUGGCAAACCAUCGACACAUCUGCGAAUGCGCUGCUGGAUACGUUGGAGAUCCUUACAUUGACUGCAACCCCGACAGUAUACCUCAUCCAGAAUGUAGAUCUAACGCCGAAUGUCCAGCUGAAAAGGCCUGCAUCAACAACAUCUGUCAAAACCCUUGCAUGAACAACCGAUGCGGUUUGAACGCCGAGUGCAUUACCAUUCAGCAUCAUCCAACGUGCCACUGCCAGCAAGGGUUGGCCGGAAAUCCGCAAGUACAGUGCUUCGAGACUGAGUGCAAAUCUGACAAUGACUGCCCGUACGACAAAGCCUGCCGCAACAGCGUCUGCGUGACUCCUUGUCUGGUCGACAACGUCGUCUGCGGGCGAGGCGCCGAGUGCGUCGCGGUGGCUCACCGAGCACAAUGCUCGUGUCCACCGGGUACGCAGGGUGACGCCAGGAUCGCUUGUACGAUGGCGCGAUGCCAGUACAAUGAGGACUGCGCUGACCACGAGAUCUGCGAGCGCUUCAACAGAGUCUGCAGGCCAGCUUGCGACGAGGACAGCUGUGCUGAAGCAGCUAUUUGCGAGGCUCGGGGACAUCAACCUAGAUGCACUUGCAGACCUGGCACCUUCGGCAAUCCUUUCGUCGAGUGUGUCGAUUCUGGUAAAAAUCCAGCUCCAAAACCAGAGUGUACCGAGGACACGCAAUGUCCUUCGCUGGAGGCAUGCAUCAACGCUAUUUGCCAAGACCCUUGCGCGCUUUCCAACAUGUGCAGCGAAGAGCAAGAGUGUCGCGUCCUCGCCACUGUGCCCGUUCGCACAAUGAUCUGCCAGUGCCCACCGGACACUGUGAUCGAUAUCAGCGGCAAAUGCAAAAAGAUCGUGUACAGCCCACAAUGCUCAGCCGACGACGAGUGCAAGGACAACGAAAAAUGCUUGAGAGGAACUUGCAUCGAUGCUUGUCAUGUCACUCAGUGCGGAUUCAACGCGCAGUGCAGAUCGUCGUUCCAUAACGGCAACUGCUUGUGUCCUGCCGAUUACACCGGAAACCCACACAUCGAGUGCUCUCUGGUCCCAAUAAUUCCAAUACCACCACCUCAUCCCGAGUGCUACUCCAACGACGAGUGCAGCAAUGACAGGCAAUGCAUCAACUCUCUCUGUACGAACCCGUGCGUCACGAGCGACGUGUGCGGAGUCAACGCUCUGUGUCACGUGGACAAGCACUUUGCCGUCUGCAAGUGUCCCGAUCAUUACAUGGGUGAUGCUAAAGUCGAAUGCAUACCACCUGCAAUUGUGGCGGAAUGCCGAUCCAAUAGCGACUGUGCUGGAACGGAAUCUUGCUUCAACGGACUCUGUAUCAACCCUUGCAACUGCGGACCAAACGCCAAGUGUACGGUGACGAACCAUUAUCCAGCAUGCGUCUGUCAACCUGGCUACUCCGGCAACCCUCAACUUGGAUGCGUUAAAUUGGAAUGCGAAUCGGACACUGACUGUCCGUACACCGACACUUGCUUCAACAACCAGUGUAUCAGUCCUUGCAUCCUGGAUAACCGUUGCGCACUGAACGCAGAAUGCCGCGGCCACAACCAUCGCGCCAACUGCAAGUGCAAUCCUGGCUACUUCGGCAAUCCCGAGGUGCUAUGUGAGCGCGCCGAGUGUACCUCCGAUUACGACUGUCCAUCCGACCUGACAUGUCAGAACUCGCGCUGCGUCAACCCUUGCGCUAUCCAAUCGCCCUGUGCUCAAAACGCUAUAUGUUACGUAUCGAACCACGUCGCUGCUUGCCGCUGCCCAGAGAACAUGCCACUGGGCAAUCCCUUCUCGUACUGUGAGAGGAGAGUGGUCGAGACGGCUGACGAACCUGAGUGCAGGAAGGAUUCUGACUGCGCGUCCAGGCUGGCGUGUAUCAACGAGAGGUGCCAAGAUCCUUGCCCCGCUAUCAGGCCGUGCUUGGAAGGUGCUAAGUGUAACGUACUGGACACCGUGCCGGUCAGGACCAUGGUGUGCGUAUGUCCCACUGGAUGGAUCACCGACUCCGAAGGAAUAUGUAGACCAAUUCAACUGCACAACCAAGGUGUAUGCACGAGUGACGACGACUGCAGCGACAACGAGUCCUGCAUCAAUCGCCAGUGCCGCGAACCGUGCAGCUGCGGUGCCAAUGCCGUCUGCCACGUGAAGAAUCAUCGCGCAAUCUGCUCGUGCGAACCAGGCUACGAGGGUAAUCCCGACGUCGGCUGUCACAGCGUCGAGUGCAGGCGCGACUCCGAGUGUGCUUCCGACCGCUCCUGUGUCAAUAACAACUGCGUCAACCCGUGUCUGCUCUCGGACGUCUGCGGACCACACGCUGAGUGCUAUGUCGCCAACCACGCGGCUGAAUGUCGCUGUAGGUCUGGAUAUCACGGUGACGCUCAGCUCAGCUGCAGAGUUAUCGGUUGCUACAGUAACAGCGAUUGUCCGGGUGAGCACGCCUGUGUCAAUAUGCAGUGCGUGAAUCCUUGCCUGAGAGACAACGAGUGCUCGCACAGGGCCGAGUGCCACGUCAGGAACCAUCUUCCUGUCUGUAGAUGUCCACCUCACUACAGAGGCAACCCGUACGAGGCUUGUGUACCGGAAGAAGAGCCCGAGUGUCGCGAAGACGGUGACUGCCCAAGUCAACUGGCUUGUCUGAACCAGCGUUGUCAGGACCCUUGCACCAUUAUCCAGCCAUGCUACGAACCGUCCAAAUGCAAGGUUCUACCUAGCUUGCCAGUUCGUACGAUGGUCUGCAUAUGCCCGAGCGGCUACAUCAGCAGCGGAAGUGGAACAUGUCAAGUCAUCAAAUCGAUCCUUAGGGUCGAGUGCAAGAGCGACAGCGACUGUCCAUCUGAUCGAGCUUGUGUCAAUGCAAUCUGCAAAGACCCAUGUGCUUGCGGCACUAAUGCCAUCUGCCACGUUAGAGAUCACAAGCCUACAUGCUCUUGCAUUACUGGCUAUGACGGCAAUCCUGACAUCGAAUGUGUACCAGUGGGCAUAUGCCGAUCGAACAACGAAUGCCCAGGCACUCACGUCUGCAUUCAGCGGAACUGCGUGCCAGCCUGCUCACCAUCGCUCGAGGUCUGUGGUAAGAACGCCGAGUGCUACGGCAUUAGUCACAAGGCGAUAUGCGAGUGUCCUCCGGGCUUCAGCGGCAACCCAACCGUCGCUUGCGCACCAAUUGUCGGCUGCCGCCGUGACACCGACUGCCCAUCCGAUAAGGCUUGCAUCAACGAGCGCUGCGAGAACCCGUGCACUGCCAACCCUUGCUCACCGGACUCUGAGUGCAACGUUUACAACCACGUUGUUGAGUGCGCCUGUCCACCGGGCUAUGUCGGCACGGAACUGGCCAACUGUAUACCAAUUGGAUGCCGAAGCGAUGACGAGUGUCCAUCUCAACAAGCCUGCAUCAACAGAAAAUGCGUAAACCCGUGUGAUGAGAUUCAUCCAUGCGGUGUAAACGCCGUAUGUAAGGUCUUGGACACACAUCCAGUGCGAACAAUGACCUGCGAUUGUCUACCCGAUUAUCGCGGAAACGCCGUUGAGAUCUGUGAACCAAUCUGUCAAUUAGAGAAGGGCCAGAUUCGUAAUGAGUACGGCGAAUGCAUUUGUCCACCUAAUCACGCGAAGAAUGACAAGGGAAUAUGUAUACCAUGCUACCCAGAGGCUGGAGUUAUGAUCGACGAGAACGGUAUUUGCAGAGCUAAGAAAUUCGAGGACUUCAAGAAAUCGAUGAGUGUCAAGUGUCUGUCGGACGGAGUUUUGGUCACUCUAUCCGGACAAGGCGAAGCCUUCAAUGGCAUAAUUUACGUGAAGCACUACAGCUCUGAUGAACAAUGUAGACGUGAUCUGACAUUUUUGAAAGAACAUCCGGUAACAGAAGAGUUCAAGGUAUCCUUCGGCACUUGUGGACUGACACACGUCAAUGGAGUGGCCAGCUUCACCUUGGUCAUUCAGAGGCAUAAGAAACUCAUGACGUACAACGCCCAAGCCUACAGCAUCAAGUGUCUGUACCAGAUCGGAGAGCAGAACAUCACUCUCGGUUUUAACGUUUCGAUGAUGACGACUGCCGGUACGAUAGCGAACACCGGACCUCCGCCCACUUGUAGAAUGAAGAUUGUUAGUCAGAGCGGAAACGAAAUCAGCCAAGCUGAAAUCGGAGAUGGUCUGAAGUUGCAAGUUGACGUCAGUCCUACAUCGAUCUAUGGAGGAUUUGCUCGUUCUUGCGUUGCUAAAACGACCGAGAACGAGAUAGAGAAUGAAUACGUAGUAACGGAUGAAAAUGGAUGCGCCACAGAUCCAACGAUCUUUGGCGAAUGGGAGCAAGAUCCUGAAACGCAAACUCUAAUGGCCAAUUUCAACGCGUUCAAAUUCCCAAGCAGCGACAACAUUCGUUUCCAGUGUAACAUUCGAGUGUGCUUUGGAAAAUGUCAACCGGUUAAUUGCAGAGGAUACAAUGCCUUUGGCAGAAGGCGUAGGGAUACUUCAAGUUCGAACGACACCGCCCUGAGCUUACCUGAUAAUGUUAUAGGAGACGAGCGAGGAAACAUAAACGUCACCUCGAACUCCAUCGUGACUAUCGAGCGACGAGAAGAUAAAUAUUCGCUUUACCAACCAAACGAUCCUGCACCCCGACUGUCCGAGGAAGUUUGUGUUUCCAUGGUCGGCUUCAUAAUCUCGCUUAUAAUCACGGCACUUUUGGCACUAGUCGCUGUGGCUAUUGCUGUGUCAUGCUGGCUGAUGGCGUAUCGACGCCAGCCAAAGACUGCUGGACCACUGCCACACCCGCCAGAGUUCCCCAACCCCCUGUUCACCACUGAAUCGGUGGCCGAACCCUCACCUGACUACUACCUUUCAUAAGUUAAACAUAUCUACGAAAAAUUAAAAAAAAAACGAAAAAGAUAUGAUCUAUAGAUUAAGAUAUACAUUUAGAUAUUAAUAAUUACUUUAUAAUUAACAUAAUUUUAUAAUAAUUAUAAUUAUAGGCGAAUGUGGGGAAAAUGCGCUGUGGAGCUGGUGGUUACUCGUCCUAUAAAUCAUCAGCUCUGCGGUUCCGGCAUUUUCGAGUGCAUCUCCUCCAGUGACUUAACUAUCCCAAACUCCUUAUUCAUUUUCUUACAACGCAUAUAGUAGUACUUCCUCUCACUCAGGGUUACAUUUUUAUAUUUUAUAUAUUAUAAAUGACGAAUGUGAAAAGCUUUCUCUCUAUUAUAUAUUGUAUGUGUUUGAGUGGUCGGAUGUGGACACUCGCUUAGGCGUCAGCGAGAGGUCUGAUUUUCGACUUGUUAGUUUGUUUUAAUUUCUUCGGGGUGAUGGUCUCGAAUUAAAUUGUCUGUGCGAGAAAACUUUUCUACUCUACUUUUUAUACUCAUCUCUAAGCUCUUCUAUACUGAUCCUUUUUAUAAAUAUACUCUAGUCAAUGGAGGAUUUGUUUUAUAAAUAUAUAUAAUUGUAUACCAAGAAUAUAAUUCCUGUGUAAAGACGAUUAAACGAAAUAGCUUUCUUAAACGUAUAGUAGACAAUUGUACAUUUUAUCUAAUAAAACAUUAAUUAAAUUAAA
Messenger RNA from Nasonia vitripennis (jewel wasp), 49288 nucleotides. RefSeq lists its product as uncharacterized. The record is from RefSeq and is a predicted model, not a curated record. Gene Ontology annotation, molecular function: peptidase inhibitor activity; zinc ion binding; calcium ion binding. Gene Ontology annotation, cellular component: nucleus; extracellular region. Lineage: Eukaryota; Metazoa; Arthropoda; Insecta; Hymenoptera; Pteromalidae.